UCCCAGCCUUGCCUCGGGUGUAGGGAUUGCAAGGGAAAAGCAAAACUACACGGUCUUUACCCCUGUGUAGUUUUGUUUUGGGGUAGUUUCGAGGUUCAACUGUUCUCACCUUGGAUAUUCUGGAAACAUACUGGAUAAAAGGAUUGUUGCUGAGGCAGUAGCCAUCUGGGCACAGUCCCAUCAGUUAUAGGCACCAUUAUUAUCCAAGGUGCCUACCAUCAUGACAACGCAGGCGCCAACAUUUACACAACCGCUUCAGAGCGUUGUGGCACUUGAGGGUAGUGCUGCAACGUUCGAAGCUCAAGUUAGUGGUAAUCCAGUUCCUGAGGUGAGCUGGUUUCGUGAUGGCCAGGUUCUUUCCACUGCUGCUCUGCCCGGCGCUCAGAUCUCGUUCAGCGAAGGCCGCGCUGUUCUGAGGAUCCCCGCCGUGACAGCUGCACACAGUGGAAGAUUUUCUGUGAGAGCCACCAAUGGCGCUGGACAAGCCACUAGCACUGCUGAACUCCUGGUUACAGCGGAAACUGCGCCACCAACCUUUAUUCAGAGACUACAAAGCAUAACUGUGAGACAAGGAAAACAAGUGAGACUGGACGUCCGUGUGACAGGAAUCCCUACACCUGUGGUGAAGUUUUACAGAGAGGGAGCUGAGAUUCAGAGCUCAGCUGACUUUCAGAUUGUACAAGAUGGAGACCUUUACAGUUUGUUGAUUGCCGAGGCUUUUCCUGAAGACUCUGGUACAUACUCAGUUAUUUCCUCCAACAGCAGUGGACGUGCCACUUCAACUGCAGAACUACUGGUUCAAGGCGAAGAAGUUGCAGUGCCUGCUAAGAAGACUAAGACAGUUGUUUCAACCUCUCAGAUUUCACAGAGCAAGGUGGAAAAGAAAGUGGAGGCUCAUUUUGAGUCAUCAGCCAUGAUAGAAAUGCAAAUAGAGGGAGGUGUUGAGAUGGAACAUUUGGCUCACAAGACACCCCCUCGUGUGCCUGGAAAACCAACCUCAAUGUCCCCACCACCAGCUUCAGCAGUUUCAAAGGUUGCAGCUGCUCGCCACCAGUCACCUUCCCCUGUAAGACAUGUUAAGGCUCCAACCCCCACACCUGUGAGGCCUGGUUCCCCAACUACAAGAGUGUCCGUGUCCCCUAUCAGACCAGUGAAAUCUCCAUUAACUACACGCAAGUAUGUCACACAGGCUGCUGAUGUUUUGCCUCCAUGGAAGCAGGAAGGCUAUGUAGCAGAUUCCAGCUAUACUACAAUGUCUACUGGAUCCACAUAUGUACAGUCCUCUUCAACACAUGUCCAAAAAGAACAGUGGGAAGGCUCUUUUGCCAUGCAGCAACAGAUCAGUGGAGCAAUUAUCAAAGAGGUUGUGGAGGCUGCAAUGAUCCCUUCACACACACAAGUGCAAGUGAUGCCACCAACAGUUGUGGCUAGCUUGAAGAACCUGACUGUUACUGAGGGAGAGUCUGUGACUCUGGAGUGCCAGAUCUCGGGCCACCCCACACCAGGUAUUAUGUGGUUCAGAGAGGACUACAGGAUUGAAAACUCUAUUGACUUCCAGAUCACAUAUGAGCAAGGAUAUGCCCGUUUAGUGAUCCGUGAGGCCUUUGCUGAAGAUAGUGGACGUUUCACUUGCACUGCAACAAACGAGGCUGGAACAAUCAGUACCUCCUGCUACCUGCUUGUGCAAGUCUCUGAGGAAAUUGAGAGUCGGGAGGAUCCGACUGCUGUUUCUGAACAUGUCGAAGUAUCUAUACAAGAAAGACAGAUUGCAGCUGAAGCCAGACAAGAGACCAGGUCAGAAUUCAGUGCUGUAUCUGAAUCUGUUGACACUGGAGCAGCUGUGGCUCCAUUCUUUGUGAGGAAGCCAACAGUGCAGAAACUUGUGGAAGGUGAUAGAGUUGUCUUUGAAUGCCAGAUUGGAGGUAGUCCGAAACCUCACAUCUACUGGAAAAAGAAUGGAGUUCCACUCACUACUGGAUACAGAUAUAGAGUUGCUUAUAAUAAAGAAACAGGUCAAUGCAAAUUGGAGAUUUCUAUGACAUUUUCUGAUGAUGCUGGAGAAUACAUAGUAUUUGCCAGGAACCAGCUUGGAGAGGCAUCUGCAUCAGCUAUGCUGCUUAAUGAAGAGGCAUAUGAAGCUUACAUGAAAGAACACGAAGUAGCAUAUAAGACUGAAGUGACUACAACAGUGGAACCCAGAGUUGGAGAUGUUCCACCAGUAUUUACAAAUGAAAUUGAAAAAGAGCAGUUAUUCAUUCAGAGGAAAAUGGCUAAACAAGCACAAAUGACAUUCACCUCUGAGCAGGAGUUCCAAAUAUCUUCUGUUGAGCAGAGGUUCAUGUAUGAGAUUGAGUGUCAUCUUCUUAAGAUUACUUACCAAAAAUUGCUGGCUGAUGAUGGGGAGCAGAUGGCCAUGGCCAUUUCUGAGCAUGAGUGUGUAUCCCCAGUUUUUACCACUCCAGUGAAAAAUUACAAACUCAGAGAAGGAAUGAGUGCUACAUUGCACUUUAAAAUGUCAGGAACACCACUUCCUAAAAUUGCAUGGUAUAAAGAUGGCAAACGCAUAAGACAUGGAGACCACUACCAAAUGGAGGUUCUUAAAGACGGUAGAGCCAGUCUACGUCUUCCUGAGGUUCUGCCAGAGGAUGAGGGAAUCUACACUGCUCUGAUUAUUAACAUUAAGGGUAAUGCUGUCAGCUCUGGCAAGUUGCAUGUGGAAUUAGCUGAUACAGAUAUACAGCCACGGUACCGUCAACCAGAAACAGCUCAGAGAAUAAGAUCCACAUCGCCACGCUCUACCAGUCGUUCUCCUGCUCGCAGACUGGAUGAGACUGAUGAAGCCCAACUUGAAAGGCUUUAUAAGCCUGUAUUUAUCACAAAACCUUCUUCCUUUAAGUGCUCUGAGGGACAAACUGCAAGAUUUGAUCUGAAAGUUGUAGGAAGGCCCAUGCCUGAAACUUACUGGUUCCAUAACGGACAACAAGUGGUGAAUGACUACACCCACAAGAUUGUGGUAAAGGAAGAUGGAACUCAGUCAUUGAUUGUGGUUCCUGCUAUGCCUCAUGACUCUGGAGAAUGGACAGUUGUUGCUCAAAACAGAGCUGGAAAAACCUCUGUUUCUAUGACUCUCUCUGUUGAAGCUAAGGAAAACUUGGUGAGACCCCAGUUUGUUGAGAAGUUGAAGAACAUUAGUGUUAAAGCAGGCAGCUUGGUUGAAUUGGCGGUUAAAGCAAUUGGCUCGCCUCUCCCUGACAUUGUUUGGCUGAAGAACAGUGAUAUCAUCACCCCACAGAAGCAUCCACACAUCAGAAUUGAGGGUGGUAAAGGGGAGGCUUCUUUCAAGAUCUCCCAGAGUUCUGGCUCUGAUACUGCAUGGUACACUGCUACAGCUAUUAACAAAGCUGGCCGAGAUACCACUCGCUGCAAAGUUAAUGUUGAAGUGGAGGCAGCAGGACCUCAGCCAGAGAGAAAGCUUGUUAUUCCUAAAGGAACUUACAAAGCUAAGGAAAUUGCUGCACCAGAGUUGGAGCCACUGCAUCUUCGUUAUGGUCAGGAACAAUGGGAGGAGGGUGACCUUUAUGACAAGGAGAAGCAGCAGAAACCUCAGUUUAAAAAGAAACUGACAUCUGUCAGACUAAAGCAGUUUGGUCCUGUACAUUUUGAAUGCAGACUCACCCCUAUUGGUGAUCCCACAAUGAUUGUUGAGUGGCUGCAUGAUGGCAAGCCCCUGGAAGCUGCUAACAGACUACGUAUGGUCAAUGAGUUUGGAUAUUGCAGUCUUGACUAUGAAGCUGCUUAUGCCAGAGACAGUGGUGUCAUCACAUGCAGAGCUACCAACAAGUAUGGUGUUGACCAGACCUCAGCCACCCUGAUUGUGAAAGAUGAGAAGAGCCUUGUUGAGGAAAGUCAGUUACCUGAGGGUAGGAGGGGACCGAGAAUAGAUGAAAUUGAGCGCAUUGCUCAUGAGGGAGGUCCUACUGGAGUUACUGGAGAUGAAACAACAGAGAAAACUAAGCCUGAAAUUGUACUGCUUCCAGAGCCCAUUAGAGUACUGGAGGGGGACACAGCUAAAUUCCGUUGUAGAGUAACUGGAUACCCAACACCAAAAGUCAACUGGUACCUGAAUGGAAAGCUUAUUCGCAAGAGCAAAAGAUUCAGACUACAGUAUGAUGGCAUUCACUACCUUGAGAUUGUGGACUGCAAGUCUUAUGAUUCAGGAGAUGUCAAAGUUAUGGCAGAGAAUCCUGAAGGUGCCAUUGAGCAUGUUGUGAAGUUUGAGAUUCAACAAAGGGAGGACUUCCGAACAGUUCUGCGUCGGGCCCCAGAAAUUAAGCCUCCUCCAACUGUUCAAGAGCAUGGUAGAGUGUCCUUUGAGGUUAUUAAACCAGAGAAGUCCUCAGAAAUCUCCAAAGAGUCAAAAGAGGUGGUGAAGCUAAGGAAAACAGAGAGGGUAGUCCAUGAGAAAUUAACAGAGGAAACUGAAGAACUAAGAAGCAAAUUUAAACGCAGGACUCAGGAAGGCUACUAUGAAGCAAUUACUGCAGUUGAACUAAAGUCCCGUAAGAGAGACGAGUCCUAUGAAGAUAUGCUUAGGAAGAGAAAAGAUGAACUCCUUCAUCAUACCAAAGAACUAACUGAGGCUGAAAAGAAAAGGGAAGAAGAGGAACAUAAACUCACAAUUCCCAAAAUCAGACCAGAUAAAAUAGUACUUUCACCCAGUAUGGAGGCUCCAAAAAUUCUGGAACGUAUUCAGAGUCAGACAGUUGCCCAAGGAGAUGAAGUACGGUUCCAUUGCAGAGUAGUUGGUAAACCAGAUCCAGAAUGUCAGUGGUUCAAGAAUGGGGUUUUGCUGGAAAAAUCAGACCGAAUUUACUGGUACUGGCCUGAGGACCAUGUCUGUGAACUGGUCUUUAGAGAUGUGUCUACUGAAGAUUCUGCUAGUAUCAUGGUCAAAGCCAUGAACAUUGCAGGAGAGACCUCAAGCCAUGCAUUCUUACUGAUUCAAGGAAAACAAGUUGUAUCAUUUUCCCAAAUGCUAGAAGAUCAGAAUGCCAAAGAAAAAGACACGAUGGUGACCUUUGAAUGUGAGACCAAUGAGCCUUUUGUCAAGGUCAAAUGGCUGAAGAACAAUGCAGAGAUUUUCUCUGGAGACAAAUACAGGAUGCACUCUGACAGAAAGGUGCAUUUCAUGUCUGUACUGAUCAUCAACAUGAGUGAUGAAGCAGAAUAUAGUUGUGUAAUCGCUGAUGAUGACAACAUAAGAACAACUGCAAGACUUCUUGUUGAAGGUGCACCACUUGAAAUUGUGAAGAAUCUUGAAAAUACAGAAGUACCAGAGUCAUAUGCAGGGGAGUUUGAGUGUGAAGUGUCCCGAGAAGAUGCUGAAGGCACUUGGUAUUUUGAGAACAAAGAAAUUACUCCUAGCCUAAAAUAUGUUGUGUCCUCCCGUCGUGGUCGCCACAGCCUAUCUGUUAAGGAUGUGAAAAAAGAGGACCAAGGCAAAUACACUUUCAAAGUGGGUGACUUGAAGACAAGUGCUUCCCUUAAGAUGAAAUUGCGCCCAGUUACACUGAUGCAAGGCCUAUCUGAUUUGACAAUCUGUGAGGGUGAUAUUGCCCAGCUGGAGGUACGAUUCUCUCAGGAAAAUGUGGAGGGAACUUGGAUGAAGAAUGGUCUGGCCAUCUCUGCCACAGAUAGAAUUCAUAUUGUAAUCGACAAACUGAACUAUAAGCUUCUAAUUGAAGAUGCUAAUAAAGAUGACACUGGAACAUACUCCUUUGUUGUCCCCAACCAAGACAUUUCCACAAGUGGAAAACUUAUUGUUCAAGCUAUUGACUUUUUGACACCAUUAAAGGAUAUUUCUUCAGUAGAGGGUACAAAGUCUGUUUUUGAGGCCAAGAUUACUGCAGCUGAUGUAAGCUCUGUGAAAUGGUAUCACAGUGACGAACUGGUGAUACCCAAUGACAGAAUACAAAUGGUUGCAAAAGGUUCUAAACAACGUCUAGUGUUGAACAGGACCUAUGCUUCUGAUGAAGGACAAUACAAGAUGGUUGUUGGCCGUGUUGAAUCAACAUGUAAACUGACAGUUCAAGAAAUCAACAUUGUAAAGCACAUGGAGGACCGUGUUUGUACAGAGACUCAGAAUGUCACAUUUGAGGUUGAAGUAUCUCAUACUGGAAUUGAUGCUCUCUGGACAUUUAAGAAUCAACCUCUAAAGGUUGGUCCCAAAUACAAAAUUGAGAGCAAAGGUACCCACUAUAGCCUCACUGUCCUUAAUGCCAUGAAGGAUGAAGAAGGAGAGUAUGUCUUUGCUGCUGGUGAGAAGACAUCCAGUGCAAAACUUAUAGUUUCAGGUGGUGCCAUAAGCAGGCCACUUUGUGAUUUGACAGUAGCAGAGUCCCAGACAGCUGUAUUAGAAUGUGAAGUUGCAAGUGCAUCUGCUGAGGGAAAGUGGUUUAAGAAUGGGCAACGUGUUAACUUCAGUGACAAUGUCAGGAGUGAACAGAAUGGGACUGUGAGAAGCCUUGUCAUUGAUAUUACCAGACCCCAAGAUAUUGGAGAGUAUACAUACCAGGUUGCAAACUCUAAGACAUCUGCCAACCUGAAGGUUGAAGCUGUUAAGAUCAAAAAGACCAUGAAGAACCAAACUGUGAUUGAGACACAAGAGGCUGUGUUCAGCCUUGAACUCACUCACUGGGAUGUGAAAGGGUCCCAGUGGAUCAAAAAUGGAGUUGAAAUCCUUCCUAGUGACAAAUAUGAAAUCAAAGUAGAUGGCGUGGUUCACACCCUGAAAAUUAAAAAUUGUAGCACCCAGGAUGAAUCUGUUUAUGGAUUUAAACUUGGAAAGCUGUCUGCUAAUUCAAGACUCAAUGUUGAGACUAUCAAAGUUGUGAAGAAGCCUAAGGAUGUAACAUCAUUGAUUGGUGGCACUGCUUCCUUUGAGAUGAGCCUAUCACAUGAUGACAUUCCUGUUAAGUGGAUGUUUAAUAACCAAGAACUCAAGCCAAGCUCAAAUAUUAAGAUACUUUCAGAAAGAAAAGCCCACAAGCUGCUUAUUCAGAAUGUGGAAGAAAGCAUGGCAGGAGAAUAUAUUGCUGCCAUUGGACAUUUGCAGUGUAAUGCACACCUACAUGUUGAAUCUCUGAGGGUCACAAAGCCCUUGAGGAAUAUUGAGAUUCCAGAGACCCAGGUGGCCACAUUUGAAUGUGAAGUUUCACAUUUUAAUGUCCCAUCCACAUGGCUGAAAAAUGGAGAUGAGAUUGAAAUGAGCGAGAAGUUCGGAAGUGUGGUACAGGGCAAGCUCCACCAACUGAAGAUCAUGAAUGCUAGCAUAGAUGAUGCUGCAGAAUACACAUUUGUAUGUGGAAAUGACGGAGUCUCAGCCGAACUGACCGUUAGCCCCAUUCAAAUUACCUCCAUGCUCAAAGACCUCAAUGCUCAAGAAAAGGAUACCAUUACAUUUGAAGUGACUGUCAGUUAUGAGGGUAUCACCCACAAAUGGCUGAAGAAUGGUGUAGAGAUUAGAUCCAGUGACAGAUGCCAGAUUCGUUCCAAACAGCUCACUCACUCUCUCACAAUCCGCAAUGUGCACUUUGGGGAUAGUGCAGAGUACAAGUUUGUGGCAGGAUCUGCUCAGACAUCAGCGAAGCUGUUCGUUGAGGCUCGUGUCAUUGACUUUACAAAACACAUCAAAGAUAUCAAGGUCACUGAGAAGAAAAAGGCAAUCUUUGAAUGUGAACUCUCUGAGCCCAAUGUUCAAGUCACAUGGAUGAAAGAUGGGCAGGAACUUGAAUUAUCUGACAGGUAUAAAGCUACCACAGAAAAAUGCCUUCAGCGUUUGAUGAUCCAGAGCAUCCGCAUGUCUGAUGCUGGCGAAUACUCUGUGGUUGCUGGCUCAAGCAUUUCCAAAGCUCACCUCACAGUAGAGGGCAAGGAUGUUCACAUCUCUGAGCCUGCUGAGAAAGACAUAAAGGUGGUUGAGAAACAAAGAGCCACUUUUGAGUUUGAAGUCAGUGAGGAUGAUAUUGAAGGACGCUGGUUGAGAAACGGUGUUGAGAUCCAAUUCUCUCAAGAGACGCGUUUCAAUUAUGUGACUAUUAGAAAGGUUCAUCGAUUGACAAUUGCUGAAACUUACCAGAGUGAUGCCGGGGAAUAUACUUUUAUUGCUGGGAAGAACAGGAGCACAGUGAAUUUACAUAUCAACAUUCCUGAGCCUCCCCAGAUCAUCAGGCAUAUGGAGCCUUUGUCUGUUGAGGCUGGCAAACCUGCACGCUUUUCUGUGGAAGUGACUGGCAUCCCUGAGCCCCAGGUCUCCUGGUAUAAAAACUCUCAGGCAUUAUCUCCUGGUUUCAAGUGUAAAUUUCAGAGGGAAGGAAAUGAACACACUUUGUUGCUCAUUGAAGUCUUCCCAGAGGAUGCAGCUCAGUACACCUGUGAAGCCAGAAAUGACUUUGGUCAGGCUACCAGUUCAGCUGUACUCAAUGUAGAAGUCUCCGAAGUGGUUUCUCCAGAUGUUGUUGUUCCAAUAUCCCCACCUUUGAUAAUAUCUCCUAUACAUGAUGUAUCAGUUGAAGAAGGAGAGUCUGCCAAGUUCCAGUGCCAUGUCUCUGGAGAAGGUCUAAAUGUUACUUGGUACUGCAAUGAUAAAGAGAUUAAGCCAUCAGACAACCUCAGAAUGUCCCAGUAUGAUGCCAGCUGCCAGCUGGAGAUUGUCAGAGUCUAUGCUGAGAACGAAGGCCCAUAUUCCUGUGUUGCUCGCAAUUCCUCAGGGAUGGUCUCUUGUUCAGCAGUUUUGAGAAUCAAUGAUCACAGUGUGAAAACCAUAAGUAGGCAAAGUGCAUCAAGCAAUGAAGUAUCUCUUUUGGAGGGGAUCACUUCUCACACCUUGACUGAGACUCAUUCUUCUUCCACUGUUCAAACAUUUGAAAUGGUGUCCACUGUGGAAACAUACUCAACAUCUGUGAGCAAAAGCAUCACGGUCCAACAACACAUGUCUUCAGUGGGAGAUUACGCUAGCAAACCUGCUUUAACUUUAAAAAUGAAUGAUCUCAUAGUCAGCCUGGGUGACAUGGCUCAAUUCAACUGCUCUUUCACUGGGGAGCCUCUUACUGAAAUUGUAUGGGACCAUAAUGGAAGGACGCUCACAAAUACAGAGAGAGUACAAUGUAUGGAUCAUGGAGGGGUCUUGUCUCUUAUCAUACUCAAUGUGCAACUCGCAGAUGAAGGAAGUUAUGGCUGUACUGUUAAAAAUGAAAAUGGCGAGAAUCGAACAACUGCACGGCUCACGGUAGAAGCUAAAGAAGUAGACACAAAAGCAGAAACCCCCAUCCCUUCUGACUCUGUCAGUAAAUCUUCCAAAAGUGAAAGUGAAUCCAGUACAAAGAUAUCUGAGAAAGAAAAACAGGAGUACAUCCAGAGCAUUGGACCAUUAAAUACCUCUUCCCUGAGAGCAAGCUGGCAGAUAAGCAAACAGUACUACCCUGACGUGGUACCCUUGGUGGAUCAUGUUUUAUAUGAAACGAUUCAGCCAGAGUUUCUUAUGAAACUACCCCAAGAAACCAUUGCACAGCAGCAAGACAAUAUCUCUCUUUAUUGUAUAAUAAAAGGAAUCCCCUCUCCAUAUGUGAUCUGGCUACACAACCAGUUGAUGGUUGAAGAGUCACGCUCAUACUCACUGAAGCAUGAUGGACCCUUGUGCUGCUUAAAUGUAAUGAAUAUUGGUCCCAGGCAAGGAGGCACUUACACAUGCAAAAUAAUCAAUGCUGCAGGAGACAAUGAGUGCAGCACCCAACUCAGUGUGAAGACAGUGCCAAGUGUGGAGGAACCUGUGCAUGUGGAAGAAGUCAAAGUGCCACCAGUAUUCAAGAAAACAAUCCAAAACCUUGAAAUCAAAGUUGGCAGUGCUGCGAGUUUCGAAUGCGAAGUAGAAGAUGCUCCAAACGUGAUCUUCAAAUGGUUCAAGUCUAAUUCUGAACUUAGACAAAGUGAGAAGUACAGGAUCAUCAACCACCAUACCAGAUCAUGUCUGGAGCUACUGAACUCAACCAUGGCAGAUGGUGGGGAAUAUACCUGCUGUGCUUCCAACAAACAUGGUACUGAUAGCUGCUCUGCUAACCUGAACAUCACUGAACCUCCCUCCCUUCAAAUGCUGGAUGUAGAAAAGGGAUCAACUGCUGUGUUUCAUUGUGAGGUUAUUGGUACUACCCCAUUUGGAGUUAACUGGUUUAAUAACAUUAAACCACUUCCUUUGGACAAAAAACAUGAGCUUGUUUUUCAAGAUUCAGUUACACGUUUGAAGUUGCAUUCUUUGGAAAGAUCAGAUGUUGAGGAAUACCAGUAUUGCUUAUCAAAUACAGUCGAAAAGAUGUCUUCACAUUCAGUUUCUGGUUCUAGAGAACCUCCUUGCUUCCUGAAGAGGUUGAAUGACACAGUCUUCCCAAUUGCAAGUAAACUGAAGCUUGAGUGCACUUUCACUGGAGCUCCAAAGUUGUUUGUAACAUGGUACAAAGAUGGGAAGCAGCUGUAUGCCUCAUACAGAUAUAACACAAGAGUGACAGAAAAUUCAUGUAUCCUGGAGUGCCUGCACGAGUGUAACAAAGAAACUCCUGGAAAAUACUCUUGUGAAGUCUCAAAUUCCUAUGGAACUGACACCUGUCAUGCCAGUGUGACGACAGAGACAGAACGGAAAAUUCCACCAACCUUCACUAAAAAGCCUCCAGAGCAUUUUGAGGAGACUGAGGGUACAUUGGUAAAACUUGAGGGCCGUGUAUCUGGAACACAGCCACUAUCUAUUAGCUGGUACAAAGAUAACGAGCAAAUUUUCAGUUCUGACAGCUGUGAAAUGUCCUUUAAGGGCAAUGUGGCUGUGUUAUGUAUUAAAAAAUCACAGACAUCAGAUAGCGGCACAUAUACUUGCUGUGCCUCUAAUGAAGCUGGAACUGCUUCCUACACUGUGGUGAUGAACAUUACAGGAAAACAAAUGCCACCAACCUUUGAUAUUACCCUUAAGCCUAUUACAGUGAAUGAGGGUGAAAGGCUUAGUCUUAGCUGCCAUGUUUGUGGCUCUCAUCCACUGACAAUCCAAUGGAUGAAGGACAGAAGAGAGGUGGUUUCCUCUGACAACUCCAUGAUCACAUUUGAGGAUGGAACUGCCACACUAACAAUUAGCAAGGCAUCCAGAGCUGAUGCAGGAGACUACCUGUGCAAGGCAACCAACAAUGCUGGUAGUGAUUUCUCUAAGGCAAAGGUCACCAUUAAAGCUGGAGCAGCUCCUGUGGCAGCUCAAACAGCACCUUCAACACCUCAGCCUGCUCAGAAACUGGACAACUUGUUCUUCAUUGAUGAACCUAAGCGUGUCCGUAUAACAGAGAAGGGCACUGCAACCUUUAUCGCCAAGGUUGGAGGUGAUCCCAUUCCUAGUGUGAAAUGGAUGAAGGGCAAAUGGAGGCAGAUGACUCAUGGUGGCCGUGUUGCCAUUGUGCAGAAGGGCCAAGAUGCCAAGCUGGAAAUCAGAGAUGUGACCAAAUCUGAUACUGGACAGUACAGGUGUGUAGCAUCAAACAAACAUGGAGAAAUCGAAUCCAGCACUGAUCUGACUGUUGAUGAGAAGAAAGAGAUUGCACCCGAAUCAGUAAAAUUGAAGAAGACACCAUCAAAGCAGAAAAGUCCAAAGGAGGACAAAAACAUUGACAUUGUUGAGCUGCUAAGAAAUGUAGAUCCAAAAGAGUAUGAGAAAUACGCUCGCAUGUACGGUAUCACAGACUAUCGUGGUCUUCUUCAGGCCAUUGAGCAGCUAAAGCAAGAGAAGAGUGAAGAAAGUGGAAGACUGGAACAUGAACAUAGUAGAGAAUCUGAUGAGGAUUUGGCUAGGCUUGUGGCUGAUUUGCAGAGAAGAAUGGAACAAACUGAACCCAUUAACCUGCUUAAUGACAUCAAAGAUCAGACUACUAAAGUUAACACAGAUGCUGUCUUUGAAUGUGAAAUUAAGAUCAACUACCCAGAAAUCACACUAUCUUGGUACAAAGACUCAAAGAAGCUUGAGAACAGCAGUAAAUAUGACAUUAAAAUAGUGGGUGAUCGCCACUUGUUGAAGAUCACGAAUGUCCAGACAAGUGACCAGGGAAAUUACCGUGUUGUCUGUGGUCCACACAUCUCCAGUGCUACAUUGUCAGUCACAGCUGAUCAAAUACAGUUCACUAAGCGCAUUCAAAACAUUGUGGUGAAGGAACGCCAGACUGCAACUUUCGAGUGUGAGUUGUCAUUUGACAAUGCAGUUGUUACAUGGUAUAAAGACUCAUGGGAACUUAAAGAGAGUCCAAAAUAUGCCUUUCAAUGUGAGGGACGACGUCAUUUUAUGAUCAUCCAUAAUGUCACAUCUGAUGAUGAAGGGGUAUACUCAGUGAUUGCACGACUGGAGCCCAUUGGUGAAGCUAAAAGUACAGCUGAGCUGUACCUCUCAGGCAAAGACAUUGAUCUAGGAACAAUUUCUUACGAUGUCUCAGAUACAUCAAUACAAGUGCCUGAGGUUUCAUCUAUGAUUAGUUUUAAAGAUGAGUCAAGAGAAUAUUAUCAUUAUGAGGAAAAGACUGAAGUGACAGAGUAUGAGAGUUGGGCAGUGCAAGAAGAAAGAAUAAUUCAUGAAGUUGCAUCAACUCAAGGAGAGAAGAAGCCAAUUGAAGAAAUUGUACCCAAAAUGGUGGUACAAACAACUGAAGAAAAACCUCAAAAUGAACCUGAAGUCAUGCCUGUGGAGGAAACAGUACCAGUAACAACUGUACCUGAGUCAAAACAACAUCCUACACCCAAAGAUGUUCUAAAACCUGCAGCAACUGAGCCACCUAUGCCCAAACUGCCAGCUGAACCUAAAGUGGUACCAGUGGCUGUAGCCAAGCCAGAGCCUAAACCUGAGCUUAAACCUGAACCAAAAGCUACACAGAAGCCAGAGCCUAAACCUGAGCCUAAACCUGAACCAAAAGCUACACAGAAGCCAGAGCCUAAACCUGAGCCUAAACCUGAACCAAAAGCUACACAGAAGCCAGAGCCUAAACCUGAGCCUAAACCUGAACCAAAAGCUACACAGAAGACAGAGCCUAAACCUGAGCCUAAAACUGAACCAGAAGCAACAAAGAAGCGAGAGCCUAAACCUGAACCAAAAGCUACACAGAAGCCAGAGCCUAAACCUGAGCCUAAACCUGAACCAAAAGCUACAAAGAAGACAGAGCCUAAACCUGAGCCUAAAACUGAACCAGAAGCAACAAAGAAGCGAGAGCCUAAACCUGAACCAAAAGCUACAAAGAAGCCAGAACCUAAACCUGAGCUUAAAUCUGAACCAAAAACUACACAGAAGCCUGAGUCUAAACCUGAGCUUAAACCUGAACCAAAAGCUACACAGAAGCCAGAGCCUAAACUUGAGGCUAAACCUGAACCAAAAGCUACACAGAAGCCAGAACCUAAACCUGAGCCUAAACCUGAACCAAAAGCUACACAGAAGUCAGAGCCUAAAUCUGAGCCAAAAGCUACACCGAAGCCAGAACUAAAACCUGAAACUAAGUCAGAACCUAAGAUUUCAGUUUCAAAGAAACCUGAGUCAACGCUAAUAACAGAACCAGAUGCUCCCAAGAAGCCAGAAGCAGUACCACAAUUAACUACAAAACACGAAGAGCUUUUACCUCAGAAAACAGCCAUUACACAAAAAGCUCAUGAGGUGGUGCAGGCAACAGAAACACCAAAAAUAGAACCAGAUAAAAAAUCAGACCUUGUACCAUCAGUUGCCCCUGAACCUCCAAGGAUGACAAAACCUAAACAGGAAUUUUCUGCAACACUGAAGGCUGAGCCAAGUAAAAAACUAGAGCCUGCACUUGUACCAGCAAGAAAACAUGAAGUACAAAAGACAGAUGUGUUUAAAAUACCUGAAAUUACACCUGCCUCUAGAGAGCUGGUAGAAGUCCAACUGGCUAAAGAGCCAGAACCUACCCCUGUGACAGUAUUUAAAGAAGGACCAAAAGCUAUUUUCCCAGAAGCUCCAAAAGUAGAGCAAGGACUAACACAAAGUCACCCAGAGUUGCCUCUGGCAAAACCUAUCCAGGAGAAAGAACAGGCACCUCUUCCUAAACAGAAGUCUCCCCCAAAGAGAGUGGUUGAACUUAAAUAUCCAGACGUUCCAACUGAGGAAGCACCCGUCCCUGAACCUCAAAAGGAGAUUGAAAUGGCUCCUACCAGAGCUUCAAAAAAAGUUGAAACAAUUGAAAUAUCUAAGAAAUUAGAGGAAAUUUCUGUAACAAAGGAAGUGAUUUCACGACAGGAAAUCUCAUAUGAAAGUGAUAGUAUGUCAUAUCAACCUAUGGAGACUUCAUUGAAGGGGGUUCAAAUUAAAUCUGAAAUUAAAGCACCAAUUGAGAGUGAGCUGAUGAGAAAACCUCAAACUGAAAUAAAGGUUGCUCCUUCCAAAGCAGCUCAACAUAUUUCAGAAAGUCAACAAGUGGAAUUGUCUAAGAAAACAGUGGCAAAGAAAAUCUUUUAUGAAACUGAGAACAAAUCUUAUAAGACUGAAUACAGUAUGUUGAAAUCAUCUGAAGUUACAACUCAGGAAACACUUCUUGAAGAAAUACCUGCAGAUAAACCUCAAAAGAGGACGGAACUGGCCCCAGCCAGAGAUAUUGCACCUUCCAAGAAAGUUUUAGAAGAGUUUUCAAAGACUCCCCUUACAGCGGAGAUGUCUAAGAAAACUGAAGAGAUCUCAUUGGUGGAGGCAGUGAUUUCAAAAGAAUCCUCAUAUAAAAUUGACAGUAUUCAGUAUCGUCCUGAAGAGGCUUGUCUGAAAGUACCUAAAGUUAAUCUUGCAGAAGUGCCAUCUGAGAAAAAGCCAGCGGCUAAAACUCAAAAACAGAAAGAGACUGGUCUUUCCCAAGUGCCAGUUGUUGAGAUGAAGCCAACACCUGAGGCACCAAAAGCAACAGUGACACCACAAAAAGUUUCUCUACCUCAAGAGCCAACCGUGGAGAAGAUGGCAAUACCUGAGGCACCAAAGCCAACAGUAGUACCAGUUGAGAAAAAAGUUUCUCCACCUCAAGAGCCAGCUGUGGAGAAGAAGGCAACACCCGAGGCACCAAAACUGAUGGUGGUGCCAGUUGAGAAAAAAGUCUCUCAACCUCAAGAGCCAACUGUGGUGAAGAAGGCAACCCCCGAGCCACCAAAGCCCACAGUGGUUACAGUUGAGAAAAAAGUCUCUCCACCUCAAGAGCCAACUGUGGUGAAGAAGGCAACACCUGAGGCACCAAAGCCCACAGUGGUGCCAGUUGAACGAAAAGUCUCUACUGGUCCAGAGCUGACUGUUGAGAAGAAGCCCACACCUGAGGCACCAACAGAAACACAGCUUGAACAAAAAGUCUCUCCUCUUGAAGAGUCCACUGUAAAGAAGGUAUCACCUGAGGCACCAAAGCCAACAGUGUUGCCACCUGAGCAGAAAGUCUCACCUCCUCCUCGAGAGCCAAGUGUUGAGAAGAAACCAACAGCUGAAGCACCAAAGCCAGCAUUAGCACCAAAAACAGUGUGUCUUCCUGAAGAGCCAACUGUGGUAAAGAAGGCAUCACCUGAGGAACCUAAGCCAACAGUAGAGCCACUUGCACAAAAAGUCUCUCCUCCUCUAGAACCACCUGUUGAGAUUAAGCCAACACAUGUGGCACCUGAGCCAGCAGAGACACUGGUCGAGAAAACAGACUCUCCUCCUCAAGAUCAUGGUCCCGUUCAAGCUCCUGGCCCAGUCCAGAAAGAUGGAAAACCCAAGGAAGAAGGCGCACUAGGCAGAGGCAGAGGGCUUAAACCACGCCAAACUCCAUCACCUGGUGAUGCAGGACGUGGAAGAGGGCUUAGGCCUGGUGGUGGUGGUGGUGACAAACCUCCUGGAGAGUCACCAUUUGCUUUCCAGCUUAAAGCUGUCCCUCUCAAGUUUGUGAAAGAGGUUCAAGACAUUGUGCUGUUAGAGGCUGAGUCUAUUGGUUCCUCUGCUGUGUUUGAGUGCCAGAUUUCUCCUUCCACUUCUAUAACUUCAUGGAUGAAAGAUGGAAGUAACAUCAGGGAGGGUCCAAAGUACAAGUUUACUUCUGAUGGAAAAGAUCGAAAACUGGCCAUUAUUGAUGUUCAGCUGUCUGACAGAGGGGAAUACACAUGUGUUGCCAAGCUGGGAAAUAAAGAGAAGACCUCAACUGCCAGACUUAUUGUUGAAGAGCUGCCUGUUAAGUUUAUCAAGACCCUGGAAGAGGAGGUGUCUGUGCUCAAGGGACAGCCCAUGUACUUGACUUGUGAGUUGAACAAAGAGCGAAAUGUGGUCUGGAAAAAGGACGGAAAAGAAAUCGAAACAGUUGCUGGCAAGAUAGCCAUUAAUGUCAUUGGGCUGCAACAUGCUGUGACAAUCCAGGAUGCAAAUGAUGAUGAUGCUGGUGUUUACACAUGUGAAUGUGAACAACUCAAAACUCAAACAAAUGUGAAGAUUUUGGAAAUCAUCAGAGACUGGUUGGUGAGACCACUGAGAGACCAGCAUGUGAAACCAAAGGCCACAGCUACCUUCAAAUGCGAGCUUUUCAAAGACACUCCCAACUGGAAGUGGUACAAGGGAGAUGAAGAGAUUCCAAAUGAGCCCACAGAUAAGACUGAAGUCAAAAUUGAUGGAAAAGACAUCACUCUGACUAUUAAGAAUGCUCAACCAAAUGAUGUUGGCGAAUAUGCAAUGGAAGUUGAGGGAAAACGAUAUCCAGCAAAGCUCACCCUUGGAGAGCGUGAAGCUGAGAUCCUGAAACCCCUUGCUAGUGUGGAAGUAGUUGAAAAAGAGGAGGCCAACUUUGAAACUGAAAUCUCUGAGGAUGACGUGCCCGGAGAAUGGAAACUUAAAGGGCAGGUUUUAACAAGAUCACCGACAUGUGAUAUCAAAGCUGAGGGCACGAAGCGCUUCCUCACUUUGAAAAAUGUUCAGCUUGAUCAGGCUGGUGAAGUUACAUACCAAGCACUGAAUGCUCAGACAAGUGCUAUGCUUACAGUGAAAGAGGGUGAUGCACGAUUCAUUACCAAGUUGCAAGAAUACACUGCUGUCGAGAAAGAUGAGGUCACUCUUGACUGCGAGCUGAGCAAAGACGUUCCUGUCAAGUGGUUCCAUAAUGAGAUUGAAAUAAAGGCCUCAAAGAUGGUUUCCAUGAAGGUUGAGGGUAAACGAAGAAUUCUCAACAUUAAGAAAGUGGAGCAGAAAGACAAAGGAGUGUAUGCUUGUGACUGUGGAACAGACAAGACAUCAGCCAAUGUUAACAUUGAAGCUCGUGAUGUGAAGGUGAUGAGGCCUAUGUAUGGCGUUGAAGUGUUUGAUGGAGAGACUGCUCGUUUUGAAGUUGAAAUCUCUGAGGAUGAUAUCCAUGGCCAAUGGAAACUGAAUGGCGAAGUCCUGACUCCUUCAGCAGAUGUUGAGAUCAUUGAGGAAGGUGCAAAACACACACUGACACUAUACAAUUGCAAAGUUGCCCAGACAGGAGAGGUUGUUUUCCAGGGAGGAAAUGCUAAGUGUGCUGCAAACCUUAAAGUAAAAGAACUGCCCAUCACAUUCCUAACACCUUUGAGUGAUGCUCAAGUAUAUGAGAAAGAUGAGGCAAGAUUUGAAUGUGAACUGUCAAGGGAAGCAAAGACCUUCCGAUGGCUGAAAGGUUCUCAAGAGUUGAAGGCAGAUGACAAAUUUGAAAUUCUGGCAGAGAGAAAAAGGCACACACUUAUUCUCAAAUCGGUUGCAUAUGAAGACGAGGCUAAAUACAUGUUUGAAGCUGAGGACAAGAGAAGCUCUGCCAAAUUGGUGAUCCAAGGAAUUCGUCUUGAGUUUGUGAGACCCAUCAAGGAUGUUACUGUAAAGGAGCGUGAGACAGCACAAUUCAGUAUUGAACUUUCUCAUGAAAAAAUUCAAGUAAGCUGGUACAAAAAUGAUGUCCGUUUGCAUCCAAGUAAAGUGGUGCACAUGUCUGAACAUGGCAAGAUCCACACUCUGUCAAUCAAGGAGGUGUCUAUUGAUGAUACCUCACUCAUUAAAGUAGAGGCUCUUGGAAAGACCUCAGAGGCCAUGCUUACAGUGCUUGAGGGAGAAGCUUACUUCAUCACCAAGCUACAGGACUACACAGCAGUCGAGAAGGAUGAAGUUGUGCUGAAAUGUGAACUGAGCAAACCUUCGGCUGAGGUGAAAUGGUUUAAAGAUGGAACAGAGAUUAUCCCAUCAAAGAAUAUCCUCAUCAAGGCAGAUGGAAAGAAACGCAUUCUGAUUGUGAAGAAAGCAGAAAAGGCCAACAUUGGCGAAUAUGUCUGUGACUGUGGUUCUGACAAAACUACAGCUAAGCUGAACAUUGAAGAGCGUGAUAUUAAGAUUACCCGUCCACUGUACAGUGUGGAGGUUACAGAAACUAACAGCGCACGAUUUGAAGUAGAGAUUUCAGAAGAGGAUGUCCAUGGGCACUGGAAACUUAAAGGAGAGGCUUUGCACCAGUCUGCUGACUGUGAGAUUAAAGAAGAAGGCAACAAACACAUUCUGAUUCUCUAUAAUGUACGCAUGGACAUGGCUGGUGCUGUGGACUUCAGUGCUGCCAAUGCUAAAUCUAGUGCUCAGCUUAGAGUUAAAGCUCGGACAAUUAGCCUUCUGAGGCCCCUUCGGGAUAUCACAGUUACUGCUGGAGAAACUGCAACUUUUGAAUGUGAGCUUUCAUAUGAGGGCAUUGUUGUUGAAUGGUUCGUUGGGACAAAGAAAAUGGAGUCAAGUGAUACAGUGGUAACCAGAGCUGACGGAAGACUGCACAGCUUGACUCUGAGAAACGUUGAGAUGACAGAUGCUGGUUUUGUGAAGAUAAUGGCAAAGGACUUUCAGACUCAGGCCACACUAAUAGUAAAUGAACCACCUGUUGAGUUUGCUAGGCCCUUGGAGGACCAGACUGUUGAAGAGGAGGCAACUGCUAUUCUAGAGUGUGAACUCUCCAGAGAAAAAGCUGAUGUUAUAUGGUUCCGAGAUGGACAGGAAAUUCACAAAACAAAGAAAUAUGAAAUGGUGGCUGAAGGCCGCAUAAGGAAGCUGAUAAUUAAAGACUGUACUCCUGAUGACUCCAAAAUAUACACCUGUGACGCCAAACACUUUAAGACCUCUGCUUUCUUGAGUGUUGAGCCUCCACAUAUUGACUUCACUAAGCCUCUUCAUGAUGUUGAGGUCAGAGAGAAGGAGUCUGCCAAGUUUGAAUGUGAAGUUUCCCGUGAAAGUGCCAAGGUCCGCUGGUACAAAGAUGGUAUUGAAAUUAGAAAGGGCAAGAAGUAUGAGAUUAUUGCCAAGGGAGUGCAGCGUAUUCUCAUUAUUAGCAAGGCAGUCUUUGAUGAUGAAGCUGAAUAUGAAUGUGAUGCAAGAACAUCCAAAACCUCUGGCAUUCUUACUGUUGUUGAGGAAGAGGCUAAAUUCACAAAGAACCUGGCUAAUGUUGAAGGCACUGAAACUGACAGUAUUAAACUGAUCUGUGAGGUUUCCAAGUCCAGUGCAGAGGUUACAUGGUAUAAAGGUGACCAGGAAUUGCUUGAGGGUGGGAGAUACGAACAAACUGCAGAUGGCAGAAAGAGAAUUCUUAUCAUCCAAGACCUUCAUAUGGAGGAUGCUGGAGAAUACAGCUGCAGACUGGCCAAUUCACAAACUACAGCAACAUUAAAGAUCAAUGAAUUGGCAGCUGAGUUUAUUUCCAGGCCCCAAAGCCAGGAGGUGGUUGAAGGUGAAAAGGCACAAUUUGUGUGCUCACUGUCCAAAGAGACCUAUGAAGUUAAGUGGUUCAGAGGUGAUAAGGAACUCCAAACUGGGGACAAGUAUGAGAUUGUUAGCGAUGGCAAGAAAAGAGCUCUCAUUGUUAAAAACUGUGAGCUGAACGAUGAGGGAACCUUCAUUGCCUGCAUUGACUCUGUCAAGGCUUCUGCAGACUUACAUGUGAUUGAAAAACUGAGAAUCAUCACACCUGUCAAAGACACACAAAUGAAAGAAGGACAGGAAAUUGUACUUAACUGUGAAGUUAAUUCAGAGGGAGCUAAGGCCAAGUGGCUGAAGGAGAAUGAGACUAUGUUUGAAAGCAGCAAGUUCAUCAUGGUACAAAGAGACACUAUUUUCUCUCUGAGGAUCAAAGCUGCAGACAAAUCUGAUGAAGCUACAUACACAGUUACACUGAUCAACCAUCGUGGUGAACAAGCAAAAUGCUCUGCAAAAGUCAGUGUAAUAGAGGAGGAGCUCCGUAUCAUAGACCCUCUUGAGGACUGUGAAACUGAGGAGAAGAAAACAAUCAGUUUUACUUGCAAAGUGAACAGACCAAAUGUGACUGUACAGUGGUUAAAGGAUGGACAGGAAAUCACCUUUAGCAAACGCAUUGUUUACCGGGUGGACAAAAACAAGCAUACUUUAACUAUCAAAGACUGCACCAUGGCUGAUGAGGGUGAAUACACUGCAGUUGCUGGAACUGACAAAUCUUCAGCUGAACUAAUCAUCAGUGAAGCACCAACUGAGUUCACCACCCAACUCAGAGACCAGACUGUUACUGAAUUUGAGGAUGCAGAGUUCAUUUGCAAACUUUCUAAGGAGAGGGCCACUGCUAAAUGGUACAAAAAUGGUCGUGAAAUCAGAGAAGGACGCAGAUAUCACAUGGAAAAGGAUGGAAUGACAUGCACAUUAUACAUUAAGGAAUGCAGACCUGAUGAUGAAUGUGAAUAUGCCUGUGGAGUAGAUGACAAAAGAUCCAGGGCUCGUCUCUUUGUUGAAGAAACACCAGUGGAAAUUGUCAGACCCCCAAAAGAUGUAUUUGAGGCCCCUGGCUCAGACAUUGUAUUUGAGGUUGAGCUUAACAAAGACAGGGUUGAAGUUAAAUGGAUGAGGAACAACAUGAUCAUUGUCCAAGGUGACAAAUACCAAAUGAUCAGCGAGGGCAAAGUUCACCGACUUCAGGUUUGUGAGAUCAGGCCUCGUGAUCAGGGCGAGUACAGAGUUGUUGCCAAGGAUAAAGAUGCAAGAGCCAAGCUUGAGCUUGCAGCUGUACCAAAAAUCAAGACCACAGACCAGAAUCUUGUAACAGAUGCUGGAAAGCCCUUCUUGAUGACAGUUCCCUAUGAUGCUUACCCUCGUGCAGAAGUUGAAUGGUUUUUUAAUGACACCAGCCUUCCAAUGCAAAACAUUGACACAUCCACUGACAAGACAGAGUACAGGUUAAAGGACCCUAAGAAGUUAGACCAAGGCCGCUAUAAAAUUGUCAUCAAAAAUAAGCAUGGACAGGGAGAGGCUUUCAUCAAUCUGGAUGUUAUUGAUGUUCCUGGGCCUGUCAAGAAUUUGAGAGUUGUUGACACAGCUGAUGGUGAGGUCAGUUUGGCCUGGGAUGAGCCUGAGAGUGAUGGUGGCAGCAAGAUUUUGGCCUAUGUGGUUGAGAGACGAGAUGUUAAACGCAAAGCUUGGACAUUGGCCACUGACCGUGCUGAUAUUCCUGAGUACUGUGUUGGUGGAUUGCAGAAAGACAACUUGUACUUCUUCCGUGUGUGUGCUCGCAACAGAGUUGGCAAUGGAGAGCCAGUCUGUACAGAUGAAGCUGUCCAAGCCAAGAAUAAAUUUGAUGUUCCUGAUGCACCUCAGAAUGUCAUGGUAGGAAUUGUCAACAGGUUUGGUGCUACAGUGACUUGGCAACCACCCCUGUUUGAUGGUGGAGCUGAGAUCAUAUCUUAUAUAAUUGAGCUUCGUGAUAGGACAGCUGUAAAAUGGGAGCCUGUAAUGGUGGUCCGGGCUGAGGAUCGCACAGCCACACUAAAUGAUGUUGUGGAGAAUAAGGAGUACAUCUUCCGUGUUAGAGCUGAGAAUAAAGCUGGAAUUGGCAUGCCAAGUGCUGCUACCGAUCCUGUCAAGAUCAUGGAUCCCAUUGAGAGACCAAGCCCACCACUGAAUUUCGAUUACACACAUCCAAAAAGAGAUUCUGUUCAGCUGGCCUGGGACAUUCCACUUAGCAAUGGAGGUAGCAUGAUCACAGGAUACAUCAUAGAGAAAUGUGAAGAUGGUUCAAGCAACUGGCUGAGGUGCAAUGCCAGGCUCUGCCCAGACCUUUAUUAUAGGGUAUCUGGUUUGAAGUUUGGUCAGAAGUAUCACUAUAGAGUAUCUGCAGAAAAUGCAGCUGGAGUUUCUGAUCCAGCUGAACAGAUUGGACCAAUCUUGGCAGAUGACCCACAUGUUGGUCCCACUAUGGAUCUAAGCGUAUUCAAAAAUGGUCUAGAAGUUUUUGUCCCCAAUGCUCUUACUAUUCGUGUGCCCAUCACUGGAUACCCCACACCCAAGGCUAAGUGGAUGUUUGGUGAAAAUGAGCUUACUCCUGGUGAUCGAAUCUCAAUGGUCACAAAGCCUACAUACACUGAACUAAUCAUUACCCCAAGUGUCCGACCAGACAAGGGAACAUACACCUUACACUUGGAGAAUGAUGUGACUUCUGUCACUGGAGAGAUUGAAGUAAAUGUCAUUGCAUCUCCAAGUGCACCCAAAGACUUCAAGGUUGCUGAGGUGACCAGGCAUCAUGUCCACCUUUCGUGGGAAGCACCAGAGCAUGAUGGAGGAAGUCCUGUUACUGGUUAUAAUAUUGAGAAGAGAGAGGUGUCUCGCAAGACAUGGGUCAAGGUGAUAUCUGGUGUGCAAGACCUUGAGCACACUGUCACAGAUGUGAUUGAAGGCAAGGAGUACUUGUUCAGUGUAAUUGCUUGCAACAAAUGUGGUCCUGGGGAACCAGCAUAUAUUGAUGAGGCAGUGAAUGUUUCCUCUCCUGCUACUGUGCCAGAACCACCGGAAAGUCUAAAAUGGAGAGACAAAUCUGCAAAGGGCAUCUUCCUAUACUGGGAGCCCCCUUCGUAUGAUGGCGGUGCUCCUAUCAAGGGCUACAUUGUUGAUAAAUGCCAGCGUGGCACUGACAAGUGGGAAGCUUGUGGUGAUCCAAUACCUGAACUAAAGUUUCAGGUGACGGGUCUUAUUGAGGGACAGUGGUAUGCCUAUCGUGUGAGGGCAGUGAACAGACUGGGAGCUAGCAGACCAAGUAGGGCAACAGAUGAGAUCCUUGCUGUUGAUCCUAAAGAACCUCCAGUUAUUCAGCUGGAUGCCAAACUGCUGGCUGGCUUGACUGCCAAGGCUGGCACAAAGAUUGACCUUCCAGCAGAUGUGCUUGGAAAACCAGACCCCAGGGUGAAAUGGACCAAAGCUGACCUUAUACUUAGGCCAGAUGACAGAGUCACCAUUGACACAAAGCCUGGCCAUUCUACACUCUCUAUUGCUAAGACAACCAGGGCAGACACAGCUACUUACAUCAUUGAGGCAGUCAACACUUGUGGUCGUGCCACUGCAACAGUUGAUGUCAACAUUCUUGAUAAGCCUGGUCCCCCAGCUGCAUUUGAUAUUUCUGAAAUCACCAAUGAGUCCUGUUGUCUGGCUUGGAAUGCCCCCAGAGAUGAUGGUGGAUCUCCUGUAACCAACUACAUUGUUGAAAUGAGACCUUUGGAAAAGGAUGAGUGGCAGAAGCUCUCUGCCACAGUCAAACAGACCAAUUUUAAGGCCUGCAAACUGGUGGCUAUGAAGGAAUAUGUUUUCAGGGUAUCGGCUGAGAACCAGUAUGGCAUUGGUACUCCCGUAGAGCAUGCUCCAAUUAUUGCUAAGUAUUCAUUUGAAACUCCUGGUUCCCCAAGCAGGGUGCAGCCCUCUGAUAUCUCAAAGGAUGCUGUAACCUUGACCUGGUAUGAGCCUGAUGAAGAUGGUGGAAGUCCAGUCACUGGCUACUGGGUUGAGAGGUUUGAUCCAGAAACUGACAAAUGGAUCAAAUGCAACAAAGUACCAGUCAAAGACACUACACUCAGAGUGAAAGGGCUGGCUACCAAGAAAAAGUACAAAUUCCGUGUUUUGGCUGAAAAUCUUGCAGGACUUGGAAAACCAAGUGCUGAAACAGAUCCCAUCUUGAUUAAGGAUCCAAUUGAUCCUCCAUGGGCCCCUGGCAAACCAUAUAUCAAAGACAUUGCUAAGACCUCUGCAUUCCUGCAAUGGACUAGACCAGAGCAUGAUGGUGGUGCUAAAAUUGAGUCUUAUAUAAUUGAGCUCCUCAAGAGUGGAACUGAAGAAUGGGUCCGUGUGGCUGAGGAUGUGCCCAUGACAGAGCACUUGCUAAAGGGGCUGAUGGAGAAGCAAGAAUACUCCUUCCGUAUCAAAGCUGUCAAUGCUGCUGGAGAGAGUGAGCCAAGUGAUCCAUGUGAUCCAGUAGUGUGCAAAGAAAGACUCUAUCCUCCAUCCCCACCACGCUGGCUUGAGGUGGUCAACAUUUCGAAGAUUGACUGUGAACUGAAAUGGACUGAACCAGAAAAUGAUGGUGGCUCUCCUGUUACCAACUAUGUUGUUGAGAAAAGAGAUGUAAGACGCUGGACCUGGCAGACUGUGGACACUACAGUGAAAGACACAAAAUACACUGUAACUCCACUCAAUGAAGGAACUCUGUAUGUGUUCCGUGUGGCAGCUGAGAAUGCUGUGGGUGUGAGUGAGUUCUAUGAGCUAGAGGACUCUGUUCUAGCAAAAGAUACUUUUACGACUCCGGGACCUCCUUAUGCUUUGACUGUGGUUGCAGUUUCGAAGAGGCAUGUUGACCUGAAAUGGGAGCCUCCCAAAAGUGAUGGUGGACGAGCAAUCACAAAAUAUGUUAUUGAGAAGAAGGAGAAAGUGGGCACCCGCUGGAUAAAGUCUGGAAAGACAUCAGGGCCUGAAAUCAAGUACAGUGUGACUGAUGUUGAUGAGGGUACUGAGGUACAGUUCCAGGUUCGUGCUGAAAAUGAGGCUGGAGUUGGUGACCCAAGUGAACCCACAGACAUUAUUACAAUAGAGGAUCCUAUAAGCCCACCAUCUCCACCAAUUGAGGUUAAGAUCAUUGAUGCCAGCAGAGAGCACAUCAACAUCACAUGGCGGGCACCAGAGAAGAAUGGGGGAAGUCCUGUUACUGGAUAUCAUGUUGAGCUGUCUGAGGCUGACACAGAAAAAUGGAUGAGGAUCAAUGCUCGUCCCAUAAAAGAACUCAGAUUCAAGGCUGAAGAUGGCAUUAUUCCAGAGAAACAAUAUGUUCUUAGAGUCCGUGCUAUCAAUGCUGUUGGUGUCAGUGAUCCCUCUGAAAUCUCAGACAAAGUCUUUGCUAAAGAUCCAGACAGUGCACCAAAAAUUGAUUUGGAGACCCAAGAUGUUGUUAUUGUUGAGGGUGAGAAGAUGUAUCUAAAGAUCCCAUACAGAGCAAUUCCCAAACCAUCAGUGGUUUGGAAGAAGGGUGAGACAGAACUGAAGGCAGAUGACAGGAUGACUAUGAGAUGUGAACUCAACAGUAUUCACCUUGAGCUUCUAAAAUGCAAGCAUGAAGAUGCUGGUGUCUACACAGUCACUCUUGAAAACAGUCUGGGUUCAGUUACUGGAACAAUCAAUGUUAAAGUGAUUGGUUUGCCUGGACAAUGCAAGAGCAUCUCUCCAAGUGAGGUCACCAAGAACUCCUGUAAAAUCUCAUGGGAACCCCCAGAGAGUGAUGGUGGUAGCCCCAUUUUGCACUAUUUACUGGAGCGCAGAGAGUCUCAGAAAAAGACAUUUAUGCCUGUGAUGCCUGGAGUCAAUGUAUUAGACUUUGUGGUCAAAGACCUUAUGGUGAAUGGUGAAUAUUACUUUAGAGUUAAGGCUGUUAACAGAAUUGGAAGUGGUGAAUAUCUUGAGCUUCGCAACCCUGUCAUCAUAGAGGAGCAGAAGCAGCGGCCUGACCCACCAGUUGAGGUUGAGGGACACAACCCUACCUCUCAAUCCAUAACAGUCACUUGGAAAGCCCCACCCUAUGAUGGUGGCUGUCCAAUUACUGGCUAUAUUUUAGAGCAAAUCGAGAAGGAUGGUGAUAGAUUUGUGAGAUGUGUUCCAAACCUGGUGCCUGGUUUCUCCUACACUAUCACUGGCUUAACAGAAGACAAGGAAUAUCAGUUCCGUGUUCGUGCAGAGAAUGUGGCUGGAGAAAGCGAUCCUUCUCGCAGCACUCCCCUAAUUAAGGCUGCAGAUCCUGUUGAUCCACCAAAGGUAUCACUACAUGCACACAUUGCAUCUGGCCUGACCAUCAGAAAGGGUGAGGAGAUGAGACUGGAUGCCCACAUUUCUGGGUCACCAUACCCCAAGGUGACGUGGUUCAGGAAUGAUGAGAAUGUCCAAAAGACUGUAAAGAAGAAGCCAGGAUUUGUUGUACAAAAGAGAAAGAAGACCAAGGCUGUUCAUCCUGAACCAGAGGAAGUGUUUCAUCCUCCCCUUCCAGAUCGUCUGUCAUUUGACCAGAGCAAGAGAGGCGAGACUGCUAUGAUGGUGCGUGAUGCCAUCAGAGAUGAUCAUGGAAUUUUCACCAUCAGAGUUGAGAAUACUCACGGUUUUGCAACUGCAUCUUGUGUUGUCAAUGUUCUUGAUAAGCCUGGACCACCUUUAAACUUUGGAUUUGAUGAGAUGAGGAAAGACUCUGUCGUUUGCACAUGGAAUGCACCACUUGAUGAUGGUGGCAGUGAAAUCAUCAAUUACAUCCUGGAGAAAAAAGAUAACACCACAGAUGAAAUUGGUUGGGUUACUGUUACCUCAACCCAUAAAGGCUACAACUAUCCUGUAACCAAACUCAUUGAAGGAAAAGAGUAUAUUUUCAGAGUGACAGCUGAAAACAAGUUUGGCUGUGGACCACCAUGCUAUUCUGAGCCACUUGUUGCAAAGAAUCAAUUUGAUCCUCCUGAUGCUCCUAACAUGCCAAGAAUUGGAGAAGUCACUGCCAGCAGUGUUGCUUUGUCUUGGCAUGAACCUAAGGACAAUGGUAGUCCCAUCUUGGGCUACUGGAUUGAGAGACGUGAGGUCAACAGCAAGUACUGGACCAGAGUGAACCGUAAUCUUCUCAGCUCUCUUGCAGUCAAGGUUGAAGGUCUUAUGGAAGGCCUGGUCUAUGUCUUCAGAGUUUGUGCUGAGAAUCUUGCUGGCCCUGGAGAAUUCAGUGUCCCAACUGAUCCUGUAGUUGCAAUGGAUCCAAUUUUGCCUCCGGGUCCUCCUGUGCCAAGAAUUGUUGAUACUACAAAUACAACAGUUGAAAUAGCCUGGAUUCCUCCACUGUACAAUGGUGGUGGAGACAUUCUUGGAUAUCAUGUUGAGCGUUGCCUUGUUGGGGAGAAAGAAUGGAUUCGCAGCACUGAGUUCAGAUGCAAGGAAUGCAAGUACACCUUGACUGGCCUGACCGAGGGGGCAGAUUAUAACAUUCGUGUAUAUGCUGUAAAUGAAGCUGGUCAUGGAGUCCCAGGAAUGACUGAACCAGUUCAAGUAAAAGAGCCUGAACAGGCCCCAGGAAUUGAGUUUGAUAUCUCUGUAAGGAAUGGAGUAAUUAUAAAAGCUGGAGAGACUCUGCGUAUACCAGCUUAUGUUGUUGGCAGACCCAUACCUGAAGUGAAAUGGACAAAAGAUGAUGGUGAACCUGACAAAGAACGUGUUAUUAUUGAAACUGUUGGAAAAUGCAGCACUGUAAACAUCAAGAAUGCUCUGAGAACUGACCAUGGCAAAUAUGAGAUUACAGGAACUAAUUCCAGUGGAACAAAAUCUGCUUUUAUCAAGGUUGAUGUUAUGGAUGUUCCUGGACCAGUGGUUGAUUUAAAAACAGUCCAUGUGACCAAGAAGAUGAUUUCCCUCACUUGGUCUGAUCCUAUUGAUAAUGGUGGAAGUGAUAUCAUGGGAUAUGUUGUUGAGAGAAAAGAUGCCAAAAUGCACAUAUAUAGACAACCACUGGAAACUGCUUCAUGCAAAUGCGACAUUGUUGGUCUUCUUGAUGGUGAAGAAUAUAUGUUUAGAGUGGUUGCAAGAAACAAGUUUGGCCUUGGUGUCCCUGUUGAACUUGGACCUGUCCUAGCUGUGGAUCCUAAAGGUGUACCAUCUGCACCAGAGAAGCUUCACUACACUGAAAGGACAAAGAACACUGUUACACUUACUUGGCAGCCUCCUCGCAGUGAUGGUGGUUCUCCCAUCAGAGGCUAUUAUGUUGAAAAGAAGAGAGAAGAUAGUGAUGAAUUUGAUGUUGCCAAUCAUCAGAUCUGCAAAGAUCUCACAAUUACACUAGAAAAUCUGAAUGAGAAAAUGAUGUAUGACUUCAGAGUAAAGGCUGUCAAUGAGGUUGGGGAUGGUGAACUAUCCAAACCAAUAAAUGUCCAUAUUCAAGAUGAUGAGUUUGCCCCAACUGUGACUUUGUUGAAGUACAUCAAAAGCAAUGCCAUAACUGUCAAGAAAGGAGCAGCCAUUGAAAUUCCUGCUGAAAUUGCUGGUCUGCCAUUGCCCACCUUUGAGUGGACAAAGAAUGGAGUUGUUCUUCAAAAUUCAACUGAGACCAUGACACUUGAAUCUGAAGAGAUUAACAGACAGACUAUCAGAACCAAGAUUGCCAUUCCUGAAACUGUAAGACAAGACACAGGCCUGUACAAGCUAGCUGCCACAAAUAUUCAUGGGACAGGCCAACAAAUUAUCAGAGUUGAUAUUUUAGAUCGUCCAUUACCACCACAAAAUGUUGUGGUCUCUGAUAUUAAGGCUGAAUCUUGCUACCUCACUUGGGAUGCUCCAGAGGAUAAUGGGGGAAGUGACCUCACCAAUUAUAUUAUUGAGAAGAGAGAUGCCAGCAAGAAGAAAUCAGACUGGGAGCAACUGACAUGUUGUAUUUUGGACAGACGCUAUGGGGUCUACAAGCUUGAGGCCUAUGGAACUUACCAGUUCCAGAUAAAGGCAGAGAACAAGUUUGGAGUCAGUGAUGGGUGUGAAUCAGAGAAAGUUGUCCUUAAGGAUCCAUAUGGUCUUCCUGGUCCACCCCAAAGACCAAGAAUCAUUGGAAAUUCCCGAACAUCUAUGCUGGUAGCAUGGGAUCCUCCAAAGGACAAUGGUGGAGCAACCAUUCAGGGCUACUGGCUUGAAAAGAGAGAAAGAGGAGCGGUGUACUGGAGCAGAGUCAACAGGGCUCCUGUAACAAAGCCAGCUGUUAAAAGCUUAGAGUACAAUGUGCUGCAUCUCAUUGAAGGUGCUGAAUACCAGUUCCGUGUGAUGGCACAAAAUGCUGCUGGCAUUGGACCCCCAAGUGAAGCAACAGAAUGUGUAUUUGCCUUGGAUCCAAGAAAUGCACCGAGCCAGCCACCUGCGCCUCAAGUGAAAGACAAGACACCAAGCAGCGUAUCUCUAGCCUGGUCUCCACCAGAUAAGGAUGGUGGAAGCCCCAUUAAAGGCUAUAUCGUUGAAAUUCAAGACGAAGGCUCACAAGAAUGGAGAAGAGUGAAUGAACCUGAUAAGCUCAUUCUCACUCCAUCUUACACUGUGUCAGGGCUCAAAGAGAACAAGAAAUGUCGAUUCAGGAUUGUUGCUGUUAAUGCUGCUGGUGAAUCAGAGCCAAGUCCAAGGACUACUGACAUCCUGGUACAGGAUAUCCUUGAGGAACCCAUUAUUACAUUGGAGGUGUCAGCUCCUGAGCUGCUUUCUUGUCAUGCUGGAACAACAAUUAAAAUCCCUGCCACCAUAUCAGGCAGACCUGUUCCAGUGGUCAAAUGGGAAUAUGAUGGAACUGCCCGAACAGAGACAAAGAAUGAGCAGCACAUUCUUCCUGUGGAUUCAAAGAUCUCUUCGACUGAUACCACAACAGAAGUAACUAUCCCUGAGUGUAAGCUCAACCACUCUGGACAGUACAUCAUUACUGCUUCUAAUAAAGCUGGAACUAAAGUGGUUAAAGUCCGUGUAGCAGUACUUGAUUUGCCUGGGCCUCCAAAAGAUCUCAAAAUCACUGACAUCACAAGAAGUACAUGCAGACUUACAUGGAAGCCUCCAGAUAACGAUGGUGGUGCGAGAAUAAAGAGCUACUACAUUGAGAAGAAAACAAUUGAAGGAAAAGCCUGGACCAAGGUCAACCCAGCCUGUGCUAGUCAGUCCUUAGUAGUCCCAGACCUUGUUGAGGGACAAGACUACUUGUUCCGUAUUCGAGCUGAGAAUCGCUUUGGUAUCGGACCACCUCUGGAAACCUUCCAAAGGACACGAGCAAAGGAUCCUAUCCGUCCUCCCGAUGCACCCACAAGAGUAAAAAUUGUUGACGUAUCCAAGGGGACAGUGACUUUGACUUGGAAGCCACCGAAAAAUGAUGGUGGAUCCCCUGUAACUCACUACAUUGUUGAACGGCUUUGGUGGGAUUCUAGUGGAGAGCAGAAAGAGUCCUGGAGACAGUGCAAUAGACGUGACAUUGAUACGACAACCUUCAAAGUGGAGGACCUCCAUGAGGGUGCUGAGUAUGAAUUCCGCGUAAAGGCUGUAAAUGAGGCUGGUGCAAGUAGACCGUCUUCAACUGCAGGACCUAUCAUCGCUAAGGACCAGACAAGGGCACCUUCAAUUGUGCUCGAAGAGUUUAUGGAAGUUGAGCAAGGUACAGAUAUUCACAUUAUUGCUAAGAUCAAGGGAUGCCCAUUUCCCACUCUGACCUGGCAGAAGGCCCCUCCCCACAAAAGUGAUGCCAAGGUUGAUAUUGAAUAUGAUGAGCAUAUCAAUAAGCUUGUAACUGAUGAUAGCUGCACUCUGCUGAUCCAGCAGGGCAAGCGCUCAGACACUGGUCUCUAUACACUCACUGCCAGCAACAGCCUAGGCAAAGUCUCUAAAGAGAUGAGACUUAAUGUUCUAGGACUCCCGGGACCCCCUUCUGCACCAGUCAAGUUUGAGGAGAUUCAUGCUGAAAAUAUUUCCCUGUCAUGGUUACCUCCUAUAGAUGAUGGUGGCUCUAAAAUCACAAACUACACCAUAGAGAGACGUGUCUCCAAUAGAAAAACAUGGAUUCCUGUGCCAGGUGCACCCAAAGAGCGCAUGUUCACAAUUGAGGGUCUAAUGCCUGGCCAUGAGUAUGUGUUCCGCAUCAGGGCACAAAAUAAAUAUGGAGUUGGUGAACCUCUUGACAGUGAACCAGAGAUUGCUAGAGAUAUUUUCACUACUCCUGGCCAGUGUGAGAAACCAACCCUAUCAAGCAUUACAAUAGAUUCAAUGACAGUCAACUGGGAAGAGCCAGAAACAGAUGGUGGUAGUCCAAUUAUUGGCUACUGGCUCGAACGCAAAGAGACCACAUCAAAACGCUGGAACAGAGUUACUCGUGAUCCAAUCAGGCCAAUGCCUUUUGGGGUUUCUUACAGAGUUACAGGACUCAUUGAAGGCUCUCAGUACCUCUUCCGUGUGACUGCAAUCAAUGCUGCUGGAUGUGGACCCCCAAGUUUACCAUGUGACCCAACAUUUGCCAGAGAUCCAAUUGCUCCUCCUUCACCACCAACCCCUAAAGUCACUGACUGGACAAAGAGAACAGCUGACUUGGAAUGGAUUCCACCUCUAAAAGAUGGAGGCUCAAAGAUCAUGGGUUACUAUGUUGAAUACAAAGAGGAAGGCACAGAGGCAUGGGUUAAGGCCAAAGAAAAAGAAGUCAGAGGAACAAAAUUUGUAAUUACUGGCCUCAAAGAGAAUGGAUUUUACAAGUUUAGAGUUUUGGCCUUCAAUGCUGCUGGGCUAAGUGAACCAGGAGAAGUUGCUGAAGUUUUUGAAAUGAAGGACAAAUUAAUUGCUCCAGGACUUGAAAUGGAUGUAUCAAUGAAAGAGAGGAUUGUUAUUCAUGCAGGUGGUGUGAUCCGCAUCAUAGCAUAUGUGUCAGGCGUGCCUGCACCUGAAAUAACAUGGAACAGAGAUGGUGGAGUUGUUCCACAGGAGGCUGUUGUUGAGACCACAUCAAUCAGCACUUCAUUAGUAAUUAAGAAUUGCACAAGAAAGCAACAGGGUGUUUAUAGUUUAACAGCAAAGAAUGCUGGAGGAGAGGUGAAGAAGACAGUCAUUGUUGAGGUUCUUGAUGUUCCUGGUCCAGUUGGUAUACCUUUUAUAGCAGAUAAUCUUACUACUGACUCAUGCAAAUUGACAUGGUUCUUCCCAGAAGAUGAUGGCGGUUCUCCUAUAUCUAAUUUCCUAAUUGAGAAACGUGAAGCUGAACGCAAAGCUUGGACAGCAUGCUCAUAUAAUGCCGCUAGGCAAAAUGCUGUGGUUAAUAAUCUUACUUUAGGAAAAGGAUACUUCUUCAGAGUUGCACCUGAAAAUGCAGUGGGAGUCGGUCCAUUCCGUGAAACUGCAUGUGAAAUUGUCAUCAGGGAACGUCUAAGUGUACCAGACCGUCCAGAGGAAGUUGAGGUCACUGCUGUCACUAAUGACCAUAUUAGUUUAACAUGGAAGCCACCAAAGAAUGAUGGCGGAUGUGAGGUGACUUCCUACAUUCUGGAAGCACGUGUGAUUGGCAAGGACAGGUUUAUGAGAUUGACCAAAGAUAAACUGAUGGACAGGAGAUUCACCUAUGAUGGUCUUCGGGAGGGUGAUACAUUUGAAUUCCGUGUGAGUGCAGUCAAUGAGAUUGGUCAGGGCAAGCCUUCCUUCUGCACCAAACCAAUCACAUGCAAAGAUGAGCUUGAACCUCCAACAAUUGAACUAGACUUCCGUGACAAAGUUAUUGCUCGUGUUGGAGAUAGUUUUGCUCUGCAAGGACGCUACACAGGCAAGCCGGCCCCAUCUGUUACAUGGUCAAGAGAUGAUGAGGAGCUGAAGGCAGAUCAACAUGUUCAGUUCAAGAAUACAAUAAACACCAUGUGCCUUGGGAUUAUCAAGGCUCAGCGUCAGCACAGUGGCAGAUACUGUGUUACAGUUGAAAAUUGUACUGGAGCCCGCAAGGGCAUUUGCAAUGUCACUGUUGUUGACCGUCCACUGCCACCUGAAGGUCCAGUUAUAUUUGAGGAAGUUCAUAGAGAUCAUAUGGUAAUUUCUUGGAAGCCUCCUCUUGAUAAUGGCGGAUGUGAAAUUUCCAACUAUAUAAUAGAGAAGAGAGAUAUUAACAGGGACAUGUGGACCACUGUAACAUCUGCCACCACAAAAACUACCUGCAAAGUACCCAAGCUUGUGGAAGGGCGUGUUUAUAUCAUAAGAAUCAGUGCUGAGAAUAUGUAUGGCAUCAGUGACCCACUGGAGUCUGAAGAAAUGAAGGCCAAGGAUCUUUUCAGAGUACCUGAGGCACCUGAUGAGCCUACUGUUAAAGAAGUGUACCAUGACUCAGCCCUGGUGCUUUGGAACCGCCCUCGUGAUGGUGGCAAGCCCAUUACUAACUACUACUUAGAAAAGAAAGAGCCUUCUGCUAAGAGAUGGUCCAGGGCAACUAGAGAUCGCAUCUACCCUGCUACCCAGUAUAGGGUGCAAGAUCUCACUGAAGGCUGUGAAUAUGAAUUCCGUGUCAUAGCAGAGAAUGAAAUUGGUACUGGAGAUCCUAGCCCUCCAUCUAAGCCAAUACUAGCGAAGGAUCCUAUUGUACGGCCUAGCCCACCUGUUCUACCUGAGGUCACUGACAAAACAAAAGAUUCUGUGAGUCUGUCAUGGCGUGUUCCUCGCCAUGAUGGUAAAGGCAAAAUCUUUGGAUACCUUGUUGAGUAUCAGAAGCCUGGCGCAAUUGAAUGGUUGCAGGCCAAUGACACACCAGAAUCGUGCCCUGAUACCAAGUUUGUUGUGAAGAACCUAAAAGAGGGAGAAGAAUUCCGCUUUAGGAUUAUGGCUGUGAACGCAGCUGGAAAAUCUGAUCCUGCUUAUGUAAAGGAACCAGUUAAAGUGCAUGACAGACUUGAAGAACCAGAGUUGUUGCUGGAUGCAAAUAUGUCACGGGACCAUCUUGCUAUGCUUGGAACAGAUAUCACACUAAGUGCUAAGAUUAAAGGCAUACCAAUUCCCACUGUGUCUUGGAAGAAAAAUGGUGAUGAUGUUCCUGCUCAAUGUGUUAUUGAAGUCACAGCAAGUGGAAGUAAACUACAUAUAAAGAAAUGUACCCGUGCUGACUGUGGAAACUAUACUAUAACCAUUCAAAAUGCAGCCGGCUCAAAGACAGCAACAUGCACAGUGCUUGUUCUUGAUAAACCAGGACCGCCAAGAAAGCUCACUGUUUCAGAUGUUACAAGUGAGUCAGCUUAUCUAACCUGGCAAAAGCCAGAAGAUGAUGGCGGCGCUGUGAUCUCUCACUAUAUUGUGGAGAAAAAAGAUGUUGCAGCUGAGAAUUGGGUACCAGUGUGUGCCUCAUCGAAGAAGCUUAGCCUCAUGGCUUUAUACCUAAUGGAGGGUGUUCAGUAUUUAUUCCGUGUAGCAGCUGAGAAUCAGUUUGGAAGAAGUGCAUAUACUGAAACCAACAAGCCUAUCAAGGCAGUUGAUCCUCUCUAUCCUCCUGGCCCUCCCAAGAAUUUGCACCAUGUCGAUGCAGAAAAAACUGAAGUAUGGCUUGAAUGGGAGUGGCCUGAUCGUACUGGUGGAAGUGAAAUCACUGGAUUUAUUGUUGAACAUCAAGAAGAAGGGGCCACUGACUGGGUCACCUUUAAAACUGUCAGCAACCCAAACUGCCAUGUUACUGGACUUGAAGAAGGAAAAACGUACAGAUUCCGUGUAAAAUCCCAAAAUGCUAUUGGCAUUAGCCGACCAGAUACAAGUGUACCAAUUACUUGCCAGGAGAAGACUUUGGCACCGUCUAUUGAAGUUGAUGUGAAACUCAUUGAGGGUCUUACUGUAAAGGCUGGAAGCACAAUUGUACUCCCUGCAGUCAUGAAAGGAAUACCAAUUCCAACACCCAAAUGGCUAAGUGAUGGCACUGAGCUGAAAUCAGAGGGCAAAUACAAGAUUAAUAAUGAAGGAACUUCAACAGUUCUAAGCAUUGCUGAUUGUGCAAGGACGGACAGUGGAGAAUAUAUUCUUACUGUUUCAAAUCCCGCAGGAAGCAAGUCAGUUGCUCUUCAUGUAACAGUGCUUGAUCUUCCUGGUCCUCCGAUUGGACCUGUCAACAUCCUUGAGGUUACUCCUGAUCACAUGGUUAUCCAAUGGCGGGCACCUAAGGAUGAUGGUGGCACACCACUGAUGAAUUACAUUGUUGAAAAGAAGGAUGUCAAGAAGUCUUGGGAACCAUGGUCUGUUGUUACUUCUGGAAGUAUCAGCAACAAAGCAAAGGUCCCACGUUUAGAGAAGGGUCGUGAAUAUAUUGUACGCAUUCGUGCUGAGAACAAGAUUGGCAUUGGUGCUGCUCUUGAAAGUCCUCCAACUAUUGCGAAGCAUAUGUUUAAUCCACCAGGCCCUCCUGGGCCACCAACAUGUUCAGAUAUUACAGAAAAUGCUGUGACAUUGUCAUGGACUGCACCAGAAACUGAUGGUGGAAGCCCAGUUAGUGGCUACAUUGUGGAACGCAGGGAAAUGACUGGUAAAUGGAUUCGUGUGAACAAAACACCAGUUUUGGAUAUUCGCUACAGAGUCUCUGGUCUUUUUGAGGGAAACAUCUAUGAAUUCAGAAUUUUUGCUGAAAAUGUUGCUGGUGUAAGUGAGCCUUCCUAUCCUUCAGACCAAAUAAAAGCCACACGACCAAUUGCUCCUCCUGGACCUCCAAGUAACAUAAGACUGAAGGAUUGGAGCAAAUCAUAUGCAGAUUUGGUUUGGACCAAGCCUAACAGAGAUGGUGGUAGCCCUGUUUUAGGCUAUGUUGUUGAAAUCCAAAAAUCUGGCUCUGCACAGUGGGAAAGGAUCAAUAAGGACCUUAUCAAGCAAUGUGCAUUCAGAGUCCCAGGACUUAUUGAAGGCACAGAGUACAGAUUCCGUAUUAGAGCAUCUAACAAAGUUGGGGAUGGAGAGCCACGAGAGCUAACAGAGACAGUACUUGCCAAAGACAUCCUUGUUCCUCCAGAGAUUACUGUUGAUGUUGCUUGCCGUGACCUUGUAACAGUUCGGGCAGGACAGAUCAUCAGCCUUGUCGCCCGGGUUAAAGGCAGACCCGAUCCUGAAAUCACAUGGACUAAGGAUGCAAGAGCCUUAGGCAGAGACAAGAGAACAGAAAUGAUUAACAACUUUCCAAUUGUUGAACUAGUCAUUCAGGAUGCUGUAAGAGGAGACUAUGGAAAAUAUGCAAUUCAAGCUAAAAACAGCUGUGGUCAAGCAAAUGCUACAAUCAUUGUUAAUGUGCUUGACAUUCCUGGAGCAUGCCAGAACCUAAAGGUUGCAUAUGUGACCAAGGACUCCUGCAUGGUGUCUUGGGAAAAUCCAGAGGACAAUGGUGGCACAGAAAUUACAAAUUACAUAAUUGAGCGCCGGCAACCUAGUCAAAGGGGAUGGACAAUUGUUUCAUCUGAUUGCACCAAACGUCUUGUGAAGGCUCCACUUGUGGAGAACUGUGAAUAUUUCUUCCGUGUUAGCGCAGAGAAUAAAAUUGGUGCAGGACCACCAACAGAAACAAAAUCAGCAGUACUUGCUGUUGACCCAGUUGAAAAACCUGGUGAGCCAGAGAAUUUCCAUAUUACUGAAAUUGGAAAAACCUUUGUCUUCCUUAAAUGGAAGAAGCCAGAGUAUGAUGGUGGUAGUCGCAAUCUUGCUUAUCAUGUGGAAAAGAAACCAAAAGAGGCAGAAGAAUGGGAAAGACUCCACAAAGGUGCUAUUAAAGAGACAUAUUUCAUGGCUGACAGAUGCAUAGAAAACCAAAUAUAUCAAUUUAGAGUACAAACUAAAAAUGAAGGAGGAGAGAGCAACUGGGUGAAUACAGCUGAAGUUCUUGUAAAGGAGGAACUUGCAGUUCCGGCGCUACAUGUCAAGUUGGAAGGUGUUCUGGUAGUUAAAGCCGGAGAAUCCAUUCCAAUUGAGGCAGAGGUUAAAGGCAAACCACAACCAGAUGUCAAAUGGGCUAAAGAAGGUGACACUGAAGAUAUCAAUCGAAGUCCUCGACUACAGGUUGAAACUGGUGUUAACUUUUCUAAAUUCCUGCUUACAAAUUCAAAACGAGCAGAUACUGGAAAAUAUACCAUCACUGCAACAAAUCCUGCUGGAACCUGUACUGCUGAGGCUAAAGUGAAUGUUCUUGAUAGACCUGGACCUGUUAGAGAUCUCAAGGUGUCAGGCAUUUCAGUGGAUAGAUGUAAGUUGGAAUGGGAAGUGCCUGAGGAUGAUGGUGGAUGUGAAAUUUAUAACUACAUAAUUGAGAAAUGUGAGACAAAGAGAGGUGUCUGGUCAAUUCAUUCUUCGGCUAUUAUAAAAAAUUCUGCCAAUGUAACUCGUCUAAUUGAAGGAAAUGAGUACAUCUUUAGAGUAAGGGCAGAAAACAAGAUGGGGACUGGACCUGCUGUACAAACAGAGUCUAUUAUUGCAAGGACCCAAUUCAGUAGACCUGGUGCACCAGAUGCACCUGAGGUGACCAAAGUUUCAAAAGAUGAAAUGGCAGUUGUAUGGUGCUCCCCUGAUAAUGAUGGUGGAAAACCUAUCACUGGUUAUAUUCUUGAAAAGAAAGAAGAACAUGGUAUUAGAUGGGCACCAGUUACUAAAUCUCCUAUUGCCAGUACAUGUUUGACUGUAACAGGACUGUUGCCUAACCAUGAAUACCAAUUCCGUGUAAAGGCUGAGAAUGAGGUUGGAGUUGGUGAUGCAAGCAAGCCAUCUAGAACAUACACUGCAAGGGAUCCUGUUGGGCCUCCUGGUCCUGUUGGAAACUUAAAGGUGACCGAUAGUUCCAAAACAUCAAUCACUCUUGGAUGGACAAAACCUACACAUGAUGGUGGUGCUCCACUCAUUGGAUAUGUAGUUGAGCUCAGAGUCAAGGGCACAGGCAAGAAGGGAGAAGAAGGAUGGAAGAGGUGCAACGUUGCAGCCCAGCUGAUUGGAACAGAGUUCACAGUCACAAGUCUGGAUGAAAAGCUUGAGUAUGAAUUCCGUGUUUCUGCACAAAACCAGAUAGGUUUGAGCCAACCAACUAAUCUUGAGGGAGCUGUUUCUCCACGAGACAUUUUUGAUGCCCCAGAAGUUGUUUUGGAUGCUGAGCUGAAAAAAGGUCUUACUGUUAGAGCUGGCUGCCCAAUAAGAAUAGUUGCAACUGUCAGAGGACGACCACCUCCAAAAGUGUUAUGGAGAAGAAUGGGAAUUGAUAAUGUUGUCAAGAAAGGUCAUGUGGAUCUCAUUGACACAAUGACAUUCCUUGUCAUCCCUGAUACCACCCGUGAUGAUUCAGGCAAAUACUCCCUCACUGUAACAAGCCCAGCAGGAGAAAAAGCUGUAUUUAUCAAUGUUAAAGUACUUGACACACCUGGACCGGUUGUUGGUCUGGAGGCCACAGAUAUUACAAUGGUAUCUUGCAACCUUUCAUGGUCCCCACCUGAAACUGAUGGCGGCAGUGAAGUAACUCAUUAUAUUGUUGAGAAGCGUGAAAUAGAUCGCAAGACUUGGGCAACAGUUAAAACUGAUAUAGCUAAAACAACGUUUAAUGUCAGCAAUCUUGUACCAGGAACAGAAUAUUACUUCAGAGUUACUGCAGUGAAUGUGUAUGGUCCCGGUGUUCCAAAGGCCACACAGAGAUCAUAUCUGGCUUCUGAUCCUAUCAGUAAACCUGAUCCACCACAGAAGGUAGAUGUUUUGGAGAUCACUAAGAACAGUGCUAAGGUGGGCUGGGUCAAACCAAUGAGGGAUGGUGGAGCUAAGAUUGAUGGCUAUAUAAUUGACUACCUUGAGGUUCCUGAGCCCAAAAUAAUCAAGAAACCAGUGGUGGGUGAAAGUGAGGUGGAGCCUGGUGCUCAGCCUGUGUCCCCACCACCACCAGUGGUGAAGAAGGAAGAAAUAAAGGAGGUAAAGAAAGAAUGGACACCAUAUACCACUGUGAAAGAUUUAUUUGUCUCUGUUGUUGGGCUGAAGGAAGGAAGGAAAUAUCGCUUCAGAGUGGCUGCACGAAAUGCCAUGGGAGCUAGUCUUCCCACUGAAACCAAAGAAGCAUAUGAGAUUAAAGAACAAAUGUUGGAACCCAAGGUUAUCAUGCCAGAGCUUGUAACUGCAAAAGCAGGAGCAAGAGUGAGAAUUGAGGCUCUUGUAUCUGGCAAGCCAGCACCUGUGUGUCAGUGGAAGCGAGGAGAUGACAAGGUGGUCCCCUCAAGCCGCCUUGCAGUACACAAAUCCCAGAACAUGUGUGUGCUCAUCAUCAAAGAUGUCUCAAGAACAGAUAGUGGUCAAUAUAGCCUUGUUGCAGAGAACUGCUCAGGAAAGGUGGAACCAGUUAUUAAGAUUGUCAUUAAAGAUAUUCCUGGACCACCUGAGCCCCCAUUUGAAAUAAGUGACAUUGACUCCGAUGCUUGUACACUGUCUUGGAACCCACCACUAGAAGAUGGUGGUAGCAAUAUCACUAAUUAUGUGGUUGAGAAAUGUGAUGUGAGCAGAGGUGACUGGGUUACUGCCCUUUCCAGCUGUGGCAAGGCUGGCUGCAGACUUGGUAAACUUAUUCCUGGAAAGGAGUAUAUGUUCCGUGUUCGUGCAGAGAACCGUUUCGGAAUUUCUGACGCCAUUACAUCUGAGAGGAUGAUAGCUAAAUUUCCCUUUGAUGUUCCUGGUGAACCCUUGAACUGUCGAAUUACAAAAAUAAACAAGGACUGCAUGUUUGUGGCUUGGGAUAAGCCAGAAUCAGAUGGUGGCAGCCCAGUUACUGGAUAUUACAUUGAGCGAAAAGAGAGGAAUAGUCUCUUAUGGGUUAAGGCUAAUGAUUCAGUUGUGAGAACAACUGAAUAUCCUUGUGCUGGUCUCAUUGAGGGUCUGGAAUACACGUUCAGAGUAUCUGCUAUUAACCGUGCAGGACAGGGCAAACCAAGUGCAAAGACUGAUUUUGUUACAGCAAGAACACCAGUGGAUGCUCCUGGUAAACCAGAGGUACUUGAUGUGACCAAAAAUACAGUUUCACUGGUUUGGUCCAAACCAAAGAAUGAUGGUGGAAGCAAGAUCAUCGGAUACUAUGUUGAAGCCUUGAAGGUUCCUGGAGACAAAUGGGUGCGAUGCAACAUAAGCAGUCAGAAUGUACCUCGGGAAGAGUACAGUGUAUCUGGAUUGGAAGAGGGUGCCCAGUAUCAAUUUAGGGUUAUUGCAAAAACAGCCAUUAAUCUUAGCAGGCCAUCUGAAGUCAGUGACCCUAUUCUGGUGUCUGCAGAGAAUGUUCCUCCCAGAAUAGAACUGCCAAUACAAAUGAAGAAGAUGGCACCAAAGAAAGCUGGGUCAGAUAUCUGCCUUGAAGCUGAGGUUUUUGGUAAACCAAUGCCAAAGGUUACAUGGAGCAAGGAUGGAAAAGUGCUGAGCAUGGAUAAAGACAUGAAGAUGUCACAAAAAAGACACCUAUUUUGUCUAAACCUGACUGCAGUUACAAAACUACAUACAGGGCAGUACAGCAUUCUUGCUGAGAAUGCAAGUGGGUCGAAGACAGCAGACAUAGAGCUCACAGUUUUGGAUGUGCCUGGUCCACCUGCCUCUAUCAAGUUAGAAGAGGUAUUUUCUGAUCAUGUAAAAUUGAACUGGACAGCUCCACUUGCAGAUGGUGGUUCACCAAUUACAAACUAUAUUGUGGAUAAGCGUGAGUCAAGCCGAGCUAAUUGGGCCCAGGUUUCUGCAAAAAUCAGCCGUGACAUAACCGAAUUUUGUGUGGAAAGACUGAUAAUGGGUCAUGAAUACCAGUUCAGGGUACGUGCUGAAAACCGUUAUGGAGCUGGUGAUGCCAUCCUCUCAGAUCUUGUUGUUACAAAGGACCCUUUCACUGUUCCUGGACAAUGUGAUGCACCAAUCAUUACAAAUAUCACAAAGGAGAAAAUGACUGUAAGCUGGAAGGAACCCUCAGAUGAUGGCAACUCUACCAUUCUUGGAUAUGUUGUUGAAAAGCGUGAGACCAAAGAAAUAAACUGGACCAAAUUAAAUAGGAAGCCAUUACUUGCAAGAUCGCUUGAAGUUGGAGGUCUCUCAGAAGGGGCUCAAUAUGAGUUCAGAGUUAUUGCAGUUAACAAAGCUGGUCCUGGAAAACCUAGUGAGCCAUCAAAUUCUGCUGUAGCAGUUGAUCCUAUCUAUCCUCCUGGACCACCAAUUUCACCAAAGGUUACAGACACAAGUAACAGCACUAUUAGCUUAUCUUGGACUAAACCUGCAAAUGAUGGUGGAAGUGAAAUUUUGGGAUAUCUAGUUGAAUGCAAAAGAACAGAUGCAACAGACUGGAUCAGAUGCAAUGUCCCAAAGAAUCUACAGGACACACACUAUGUUGUCACUGGACUCUUGGAGAAAUCAGAAUAUCAGCUACGUGUUAGUGCGGUGAACAAAGUUGGCUUUAGUCAGCCAUGUGAAGUCCCAGAUAAACAUGUUGCAAAGGAUGUGUUUGUUGCACCCGAGGCUGAACUUGAUGCAGAGUUGAAGGAUACAUUGGUGCUUCAGGCUGGUGCUCGAAUGAAACUUCAUGCCAAAAUUAAAGGCCGACCUACUCCAAAGGUCACAUGGGCCAAGAUGAAUACAAACAUAAAGGACAGACAGGGAAUUGUCAUUAAAGUCUCAGACACUGAAACAAUGGUUUAUGUUGAAAAAGUUAAUAGAAAUGAUGCAGGAAAAUAUAUUCUCAACCUUGAUAGUGUCAGUGGCAUGAAGAUGUACACAGUUGUCGUUAAGGUUCUUGAUACCCCAGGCCCACCACUAAACCUGAUGGUGAAAGAGACAUCAAAGGACAGUGCAUCUAUCAUGUGGGAUGAACCACUAAUUGAUGGUGGAAGUGAAAUUACAGGUUACAUAGUAGAAAAACGUGAUGCAGAGAGAAAAGCAUGGUCCACAGUUUCAGCCAGCUGUAAUAAAACAUCUUUCAAGAUUGAAGACCUGGAGCCUGGUAGAUCCUACUACCUUAGAGUAAAGGCUCAGAAUAAGUACGGCACUGGUGAACCUGGUGAAACAGCAGAUGCUGCCAGAGCCUCUGAACAACCUGGACCAGUCUUGGACUUCAAGGCCUUGCUAGUAACUAGAGAUUCAUGCACACUUUCUUGGAAGAAACCAGUUAGUGAUGGUGGUAGUCGCAUAAUUGCAUAUGUGCUUGAAGUUCUUAAUGGUGAAGACAAAUGGAAGGAACUUCUAAGAUCCAGGAACAUGCAAUAUAGUGCUAAAGAUCUUGUUGAAGGAAGGGAAUACAAAUAUAGAGUAAGGGCAACCAACGAUGCAGGCGAUGGCCCAGUGAAGGAGCUCUCCAUUGUGGCAAAGGAUGUUAUUGUUUCUCCCAGCUGUGAUUUAAGGGAUUUGCCAAACUUGAACUACAUUGCAAAAGAAGGAAGCACUGUUCGAGUCAAGAUUCCCAUCAUUGGUAAACCUGUCCCAACAGUCUCAUGGAAGAAGGGUGAAGAUGAAAAUUUGACUGACACUGGAAGAGUGUGUGUGGAAUCGACUGCUGUUAAUACAACUCUCUUGAUUCGUGACUGCCAGAGAAAUGAUGGUGGAAAAUAUACCAUUACUCUUCGUAAUAGUGCUGGAUCAAAAGAAUCCUCUAUAUUUGUAAGAGUCGUUGGCAAACCAGGAAUUUGUACAGGACCUAUCAAGUUUAAGGAAGUAACAGCUGAUGGAGCUACUUUAAAAUGGGGUGUUCCUAAAGAAGAUGGAGGAUCAGAAGUCACCAACUACAUUCUAGAGAAACGUGAUUCCAUUACCAAUAUGUGGGUAACUGUUUCCUCAGCAGUGGACACAAACAGUUAUAGAGUGUCUGGUCUCCAUGAAGGAACAGAAUAUAUCUUCAGAGUUUCUGCAGAAAACAAAUAUGGAGUUGGAGAGGGUCUUAAAUCUGAACCUAUGGUUGCCAAGCAUCCAUUUAAUGUUCCUGAUGCUCCACCUGCACCACAGAUCUUGAGCAUGCGUCAUGACUCAGCAACCUUGGCUUGGUCUGAUCCACGAAAAACAGGCGGUUCACCAAUUACGGGAUAUCAUGUGGAAUUCAAGGAAAGAAACAGCAUGUUAUGGAAAAGAGCUAACCCAGCACCUUUAAAAAUGAAAGACUUCAAAGUAAAAGGUUUAACUGAGGGCCUGGAAUAUGAGUUUAGAGUAAUGGCUAUAAAUUUGGCUGGCGUUGGCAAGCCAAGUCCUCCGACUGAGCCAAUGGUUGCCUUGGAUCCUAUUGAUCCGCCUGGUAAACCUGAUGUAAUCAGCAUCACAAAAAGUACAGUUACACUUCAAUGGACUGAACCUCAGUAUGAUGGAGGACACAGACUUACGGGUUACAUUGUUGAGAGACGUGAUCUUCCUGCGAAGUGCUGGGUGAAAGCCAACACUGUAAAUGUUGUGGAAUGUGCAUAUACUGUGGCUAACUUGCAGGAGGGUUGCAAGUUUGAAUUCAGAAUCAGAGCCAAGAAUUCAGCUGGGGCAAUAAGUCCACCAUCUGAACAAACUGAUACUCUUGUAUGCAUGGAUGAAUAUGCGGCCCCAGCAAUUAUUAUUGACCCCACAGUAAAGGAAGGGCUUACAGUCAGAGCUGGAGACACAAUAUUCAUUACAGCAACAAGUAUUUUGGGAAAACCUGCACCAAGUUCAGUCUGGUCAAAAGGAGGAAAGUAUUUCAAGCCAUCAGAUAUAUGCCAGAUUGAGACUACUCCUACAUCCUCUACUCUGUCUAUCAAAUAUGCAAGCAGAAAGGAUUCAGGAGAGUAUACCAUUACAGCAAGCAAUCCAUUUGGUGUUAAAGAAGAAAAUGUCAAAGUAAAGGUGUUAGAUGUCCCUGGGCCCCCAGGACCAAUUGAAACAAGUGGCAUAUCAUCUGAAAAAGUUACUUUGACCUGGGCACCACCUAGUGAAGAUGGUGGAUCUGCAAUUAAGUAUUACAUUCUAGAAAAGAGGGAAACAAGCCGUCUUCUUUGGACAAUUCUUGCAGAAAAGGUUAUUGACUGUCAUUUUGUUGCAAAUAAACUAAUCCAAGGGAAUGAGUACAUAUUCCGUGUAUCAGCUGUCAACCAUAGUGGAUCUGGUGAUUUUUCACAUUCAGAGCCUGUGAAGAUGGUGGAUAAUUAUGGUCCCCCAGGCCCUCCAGCAAGACCAGAGGUGGAAAAUAUUGGAGGCAGGACUGUUACACUUACAUGGAAGAGACCAGCUGAUGAUGGAGGCAGUGAUAUCACAGGCUAUAUGGUUGAGAAAAAAGAAAGAAAGGGUGUAAGGUGGUCAAGAGCAUCAAAGAAGACUGUACCUGACCUUCAGUUUGAGGUGCAAGGCCUCACAGAAGGAGAAGAGUAUCAAUUCAGAGUAACAGCUGAGAACAAGGCUGGCUUUGGGGAACCCAGUGAGCCGUCACAACCUGUUAGAACAAAGGUCAUGGCAAAUGUACCCGGACCCCCAGUCAACCCAAGAGUCACAGAUACGACAAAAACCACAGCUGAACUGCACUGGGGUAAACCUUUAAAUGAUGGUGGCAUGCCUGUUACAGGAUAUACUGUUGAGCACAAAAAGGAUGGAGAAGAAACAUGGGUGAAAGAUACAACUACACCUUUAAUGAUCACAGAAUUUGUUGUUCCAAACCUGGAGACUGGAGCAAAGUAUCAUUUUAGAAUCAGUGCCAUGAAUGCAAUGGGAGUUGGUGAUCCAGCACAAACAGUAGAUGUUACUGAAAUUAUCGAACGUAAAGUAAUCCCAGACCUGGAACUUGAUGUUGAAUUAAGAAGAACACUAGUUGUCAAAGCUGGAUGCUCUAUUCGCAUAUUUGUUCCAAUUAAAGGCCGUCCAACUCCAUCUGUUACUUGGACAAAGGAGGAGACUGCACUAAAAACCCUUGCCAACAUUGACAAUACAGAGUCUUACACUCUUUUAGUCAUUCCUGAUUGCAACAGACAUGAUGCUGGAAAAUAUGACUUAACAUUAGAGAAUGCUGCAGGAAAGAAGACUGCCUUUGUGAAUGUUAAAGUUUUGGACUCUCCAGGGCCUCCUAUUAAUCUUAAACCAAAAGCCAUUGACAAGGAAAGCAUUACACUUCAGUGGGAACCACCUCUUAUUGAUGGUGGUGCAAAGAUUACUAAUUACAUAAUUGAAAAGAGAGAAGCUACUCGCAAAGCUUAUGCUACUGUAGUAACAAAAUGUGCCAUGUGUUCUUUAAGAGUUCCAAAUUUGUCAGAGGGGUCAGAAUAUUAUUUCAGAGUAUCUGCAGAAAAUGAAUUUGGAAUUGGUGAAGCAGUAGAAACCCUAGAUCCCAUCAGAGCAUCUCAAGCACCAAGUCCCCCAGAAAUGGUCACAAUUACUGACGUUACCAAAAACUCAGCUAGUCUCGCAUGGACCAAACCAAAACAUGAUGGUGGAAGCAGAAUAACUGGGUAUGUUAUUGAAGCUCAGAAAAAAGGAACAGACCAAUGGGCUCAUGUGACAACUGUAAAGGCUUUAGACUUUACUGUAAAGAAUUUAAAUGAAAAUGAGGAGUAUGUAUUCCAUGUCAUGGCAGUUAACUUGUCAGGCAGAAGCCAUCCUCGAGAAAGCAAACAUGUCAUUAUAAAAGAACAAAGCACAGAACCAGAAUUUGACUUGCGGGGUAUCUGCAAGAAGACAGUCAUAGCAAAGGCUGGAGAUGACAUAAAGGUUGAGAUACCUGUAAUUGGGCGUCCUAAACCUACAGUAACCUGGCAGAAAGACCAUCAAGCUCUCAAGUUAAUGCAAAGGACAAUGGUGGAAAAUACCUCUACCUCUACCAUCUUGACUAUAAAUGAAUGUUUGAGAAGUGACACUGGAGUGUAUUCAAUUACAGGGAAAAAUAUAGUUGGUUCAGUUACUGAGAACAUCAUAAUCAAAGUGCACGAUGUCCCUGGACCACCUAAGGGACCAAUAAAAUUAGACAAAAUAUCACGUGAUUCCAUUGAGUUCUCAUGGGAUCUACCUGAAAAUGAUGGAGGUGUACCAAUUAAUAACUAUAUUAUUGAAAUAAGAGAAACCACCAGUCAGAAUUGGACCGAACUCUCUUCAAUGGUCAUUCGAACAACAUUUAAAGCACUUCAUCUAACAACAGGGGUGGAAUACCAAUUUCGUGUAAAAGCCAAAAAUAGAUAUGGUGAAGGACCACCAAUUACCUCAGAGGCUGUAGUUGCAGCUUAUCCAUUUAAGUUGCCUGGGCCACCAGGCACUCCCAAGGUUGUCGAAUUUACAAAGGACACAAUGACAGUUGGCUGGAAUGAGCCAGUUAAUGAUGGGGGAAGUGAAGUUAUUGGAUAUCAUCUUGAAAGAAAGGAGAGGAACAGCAUUGUCUGGCACAGAAUUAGCAAAUCUCUUGUAGUGGGAAACCUUUUCAAAACAACUGGUCUGGAGUCUGGCACUGCAUAUGAGUUCCGUGUGAUGGCUGAAAAUGUAGCAGGAAUUGGGAAACCAAGCAAAGCAUCUGAGCCCAUGCUUGCUCUUGAUCCAGUGGAUCCACCUGGUCAGCCUUUACCGAUCUGUGUGUCUAAAAAUGCAAUCACAAUUCAGUGGACAAAGCCAGAAUAUGAUGGUGGGUUCAAGAUUACGGGUUACAUUGUGGAAAAAAGAGAUCUACCAGCUGGGCGCUGGAUAAGGGCCAACUUCACAAACAUUAUUGAAACCACCUUUACUGUUAGUGGUUUAACCAAAGAUGCAUCCUAUGAAUUCCGUGUACUUGCAAGAAACUCAGCUGGUGCUGUUAGCAACCCAUCAGAUGUAUCAGAUCCAAUAAUUUGUAAAGAUGACUUUGAAGAACCAAAAAUUAUGGUUGAUGCCAAAUUUAAGGAUGUUGUGCUUGUUAGGGCAGGAGAAGCUUUCAAACUUGAUGCUGAUGUUACAGGCCAGCCACUGCCAUCUAUGGUUUGGACGAAAGAUGGAAAGGACAUUGAAAACACAUCUAAACUACAGAUAAAAAUGACAGACCUCACUGCUUCUUUGGUUAACAAGGACUCCCUUCGAAAAGAUGGAGGUCAGUUUGUUCUGACAGCUACUAAUGUGGGUGGAUUUGCUAAACACACAUUCAAUGUUAAAGUCCUUGAUAGACCAGGACCACCUAGAGGACCUCUUAUGGUUUCAGAUAUAACAGCAGAAAAAUGUGUGCUUAAAUGGGCUCCACCUGAAGAUGAUGGUGGGGCAAACAUUGAACACUAUGUAAUUGAAAAACGUGAGUCAAGCAGACUUGCUUGGACAAAUGUGGCAACAGAAUUGCAAGUUACACAGUACCAGGUAACAAAAUUGCUCAAAGGAAAUGAAUAUAUUUUCAGAGUCAUGGCUGUUAAUAAGUAUGGAGUUGGGGAAGCUCUUGAGUCUGACCCAACAAUUGUAGACAACCCUUAUGUUCCACCUGAUCCUCCACAAAUGCCUGAGAUUACAGCUGUCACAAAGGAUUCAAUGGUGAUUUGCUGGAGAGCUCCAGCAAAUAAUGGUGGAAGUGAAAUCACUAACUAUGCCAUUGAGAGAAGAGACAGAAUUGGUUUACGCUGGGUGAAAUGCAACAAGAAGAAAGUAACUGACUUACAUUUCAAGGUAACUGGACUUGUUCCAGGACAUGAAUAUGAAUUCAGAGUUUUUGCAGAGAAUGUAGCUGGACUUAGUGCACCAAGUCCCUCAAGUCCCUACACAAAGGCCACAGAUGCACUGUUCAAACCAGGUCCACCUGGUAACCCAAGGGUCUUGGACACAACAAGUUCAUCCAUAACACUUGCAUGGAAUAAACCAGGGUAUGAUGGUGGUUCUGAAGUCACUGGAUACAUCAUUGAGACCUGUUUACCUGGAACUGAAGAGGAGGAAUGGACAAUUGUUUCUCCUAAAGGAGGACAAAAAGCAACAUCAUUUACUAUAACAAAUCUUAAGGAGAAUCAGGAAUACAAAAUAAAUAUCUCAGCUGUUAACAGUGAGGGUGUUGGAGAAGCAGCAUCUGUUCCUGGUUCCCCAAAAGCUGAAGAAAGACUCGUACCACCAGAAAUUGACCUUGAUGCUGACCUCCGUAAGGUUGUGAACAUUAGAGCAGGUAACACUUUAAGGCUCUUUGUGCCAAUUAGAGGAAGGCCAACUCCAGAGGCCAAAUGGUCAAGAGAGAAUGAUGAACCUUUGGAUAGAGCUACAAUUGAGAGUACAUCAUCUUUCACAUCCUUAAUCAUUGAAAAUGUGAAUAGAUGUGACAGUGGUAAAUAUAUUUUGACUGUGGAGAACAGCUCUGGAAGUAAAUCAGUUUCUGUGACUGUUAGAGUUCUAGAUACACCAGGUGCACCACAAAACCUCCAAAUCAGCAAAGUUACCAAAGAAUCUGUCUCACUUGUAUGGGAUCCUCCACUGAAUGAUGGAGGGAAAAAGAUAAAGAACUACAUUGUUGAAAAGCGUGAAGCAACAAGAAAGGCCUAUGCUACAGUUAAUGCUAAUUGUCAUAAAACAACAUGGACUGUUGAUCAGCUUCAAGAAGGGUGCAAUUACUACUUCAGAGUACUGGCAGAGAAUGAGUAUGGUAUUGGUCUCCCUAUUGAAACCAGUGAAUCAGUCAAAGUAUCAGAAAAACCGCUUCCACCAGGAAAAAUUACACUUCAAGAUGUAACAAAGACAAGUGUCACACUGUCAUGGGAGAAGCCUGAACAUGAUGGAGGAAGUAGAGUGGUUGCAUAUGUUGUAGAGAUGCAGAGUAAAGCCAGUGAGAAAUGGACACAGGCCAUGAUUGUUAAGGUACCAGAGGCAGUUGUUUCAGGGCUUACACCUGGUGAAGAGUACAUGUUCCGUGUUUCAGCCAGAAAUGAAAAAGGCACCAGUGAUCCUCGCCAACUUGGUGUUCCAGUGAUUGCCAAAGACCUUUUAAUUGCCCCAUCUGCCAAAAUGUUAUUUUCAACAUUCAGUGUUCUUGCUGGAGAGGAUUUGACAAUAGAUAUUCCAUAUAUUGCUCGUCCCAAAGCUGCAGUCUCUUGGGUGAAGGAUGCUACACCACUAAAACGAACAAGCAGGGUUAGCUUCUCUUCCACAGACAACCAAUUGAAUCUUGUAAUCAAAGAGGCAUGUAGAGAUGAUGUUGGCCAGUACAGCAUCAAACUUUCAAACACAGCUGGUGAGACAUCAGUGACUAUAGGAGUGGUUGUUCUUGAUAAACCGGGCCCACCAGUUGGCCCAGUGAAAUUUGAAGCAGUAACAGCUGACAGUGUCACUAUUUCAUGGAAACCACCAGAGUAUGAUGGAGGCUGCACCAUUAAGAACUAUCUGGUGGAGAAAAGAGACACUUCCACAACAAACUGGGUCGUUGUAGCAUCAAAUCUAGCCAGAACCAAGAUUAAAGCUGGAAGACUAAAAACAGGAACUGAAUAUCAAUUUAGAAUCACUGCUGAGAACAGAUAUGGCAAAAGCCCUCUGCUUGUCUCAGAGUGUGUUAUUGCACAGUAUCCAUAUAAGCUUCCAGGACCACCUGGAACACCCUUCAUUCAUUCUUCAACCAAAGAUAGUAUGGUUGUGGUGUGGAAUGAGCCUGUUAUUGAUGGAGGAUGCAGAAUUUUAGGUUACCAUCUUGAACGUAAAGAGAGAAACAGCAUUCUCUGGGUCAAGCUUAAUAAGACUAUAAUCCAGGACACAACAUACAAGACCACAGGCCUUGAGGAAGGCCUUGAAUAUGAAUUUAGGGUCUAUGCUGAGAAUAUUGUUGGUAUUGGAAAGGCAAGCAAAAUAUCAGAGGGACAUGUUGCUCGAGAUCCUUGUGAUCCUCCUGGUACACCUGAAGCAGUUAAAAUUACAAAGAACUCCAUCACUGUUAAUUGGACUAAACCCGAGUAUGAUGGUGGAAGCAAGGUCACAGGGUAUAUUGUUGAAAAGAAAGAAUUACCUGAAGGACGCUGGCUGAAAGCAAACUUUACCAAUGUUAUUGAAACAGAGUAUACUGCUACAGGUCUCACAGAAGACCAGAAAUAUGAGUUUCGAGUUAUUGCAAGAAAUGCAGCAGGAGUUUUCAGUGAUCCUUCAUAUAGCACAGGGCCCAUUACUGCGAAGGAUGAGAUUGAACCCCCUCGCAUCAGCCUGGACCCACAUUACACACAGGCAGUUAUUGUAAAUGCAGGAGAAUCAUUUAAGAUUGAUGCAGAUGUACAUGGAAAGCCAAUACCAACAAUUCAUUGGAUGAAGGGAGAUCAAGAACUUGGAAACACAAUACAUCGUGAAAUUAAAAACACCACCAGCUAUGCAUGCUUGUCUGUAAAAGAGGCCAAACUUGCUGAUGGUGGCCAGUACACUCUGCUGCUACGGAAUCCAGGGGGUGAGAGAGCUGUGCAUGUCAAUAUCAACGUUCUAGAUAAACCUGGGGCACCAGAGGGUCCCAUAUCCAUUACAGGGGUUACCAGUGAACAGUGCUGUCUUGCAUGGAAACCCCCAAAACAGGAUGGUGGAAGCACAAUCACUCAUUACAUUGUUGAGAGAAGAGAGACAAGCAGACUCAUCUGGACUCUUGUUGAAUCCAAAGUUCAAGCUGAAACUUUGAAAGUUACAAAACUCCUUGAAGGCGAUGAAUAUAUUUUUAGGGUUUUGGCAGUAAAUAGGUUUGGUGUUGGUGAAGCACUUCAGUCUGAUCCAGUCCUUAUUAAGGAUCCAUUUAUGCUACCUGAUGCUCCAAAGGGAAUAGAGGUCUCUGAUAUAAAGAAAGACUCAAUGGUAUUAAGUUGGGAGGCACCAUCAAGUGAUGGUGGCACUCCUGUCAUUGGAUAUAUAAUUGAAAAGCAUGACAAGGAGGGUGUUAGAUGGAUCAGAUGCAACAGGAAAAUAGUCACAGACCUAACCUACAAAGUCACUGGGCUUCUUGAGGCCCACCUCUAUGAAUUUAGAGUUGCAGCUGAAAAUACUGUUGGGGUUGGUGAGCCUAGUUCAGCAACAGUAUUCUAUAAAGCUCUGGAUCCUGUGUUCAAGCCAGGUGCUCCACACAAUCCUAAGGUGAUAGACACAACCAAAUCAUCCGUGUCACUUGCAUGGGGGAAACCUAUUUAUGAUGGUGGAUGUGAAAUCCAGGGAUAUAUUGUUGAGUCAUGUGAGGUAAAACCUGCUCAGGAAGUUGAAGUUACAGAAGGUGUGGCUGAAGAAUGGACUAUGUGCACCCCAGCAACUGGUGUUAAGUUAACAUGUUUUACAGUAGAAAAUCUAAAAGAAAAACAGAAGUACAGGUUCAGAGUAUGUGCAGUUAACAAGGUUGGUGUUGGUGAACAUGCAGAUGUUGCUGGCCACAUUGAACCAGAAGAUAAGACAGAGGAGCCUGAUCUUGAUAUUGAUCCUGAGUUUAGAAAGCUUGUCAGUAUUAAAGCUGGGGGAUCUCUCAGAGUUUUUGUUCCAAUUAGAGGACGUCCUGUACCACAAAUUAAAUGGGAAAAGGAUGACAGCCCCAUUAAAGAGACAGCACAAAUUGAAGUCACAAGUUGUCACACUUCUCUUGUGAUUGAUAAAAUAAAUAGACAGGACAGUGGAAAGUACACAGUGAUUGCAGAAAACUCAUCUGGUGUAAAGUCUGCAACCAUCAUCGUGAAAGUUCUUGAUACUCCUAGUGCUCCAGUUAACCUUAAAGUUCAGGAAAUUACAAGAGAGUCUGUCACUCUUUCAUGGGAACCUCCCGCCUUGGAUGGAGGUGCAAAGAUAAAAAAUUAUAUUGUUGAAAAGCGUGAAACUACAAGGAAAACCUUCUCUGCUGUUGUAACAAACUGCCAUAAAUUAUCAUGGAAAAUUGAGCCACUUCAAGAGGGCUGCUGUUACUAUUUCAGAGUCCUUGCAGAGAAUGAACAUGGUAUUGGAAUGCCUGCAGAUAUUACUGAUCCUUUGAAAGUAUCAGAAGUGCCACAAUGCCCUGGAAAAUUAAGUGUUGUAGACAUUACAAAAAAAAGUGUCUCUCUUGCUUGGGAAAAACCACUACAUGAUGGUGGCAGUAGAAUUCUUCAAUACCUUGUUGAAAUGCAAGUGAAGGGAAGUGAAAAAUGGUCUGGUUGUGCAAAUGUAAAAACAUUAGAAGCUGUUAUUAAUAACUUGAACCAAGGCGAGGAGUACACUUUCAGAGUAAUUGCUAUUAAUGAAAAAGGAAAGAGUGACCCAAGAACCCUGGCAGUCCCAGUACAAGCAAAAGAUCUGGUUAUUGAACCAGAUGUUAGGCCGGCAUUUAACAAUUACAGUGUUCUUGUGGGUAAAGACCUGCAAGUUGAAAUUCCAAUUUCUGGACGCCCUAAACCAAAGGUGACAUGGAUAAAGGAUGGUGCAUCUCUUAAAUUCACAACAAGAGUGAACAUUUCAAAUACACCACAUAGUACAAUUCUUAGCAUCAAAGAAGCUGCCAAAGAGGAUGGUGGCAUGUAUGGAAUCAAUGUCUCAAAUAUUCUUGGACAAAAAGAUGCAACAGUUGAAAUAAUCACUCUUGACAAACCAGGACCACCAACUGGCCCUGUAAGAUUUCUUGAGGUCACAGUAUCAAGUGUUACACUGUCAUGGGAACCACCAAAGUACACUGGAGGUUGUCCAAUUUCAAACUACAUUGUACAAAAGAGAGACACAACUACUACUACAUGGGAGAAUGUUGCAGCUUCUGUUGCAAGAACAACACUGAAAGUCUCCAGACUAAAAACUGGGGUGGAGUAUCAGUUCAGGAUUAUUGCUCAAAACAGAUAUGGCAAAAGCUAUGCUUUAGAUUCUCCAGCUGUUGUUGCUCAGUAUCCAUAUAGAGAACCAGGCCCACCUGGUACUCCAUUUGUGUCAUCUCUGUCAAGAGAUCACAUGGUUGUUGAGUGGCAUGAACCUGUUAUAGAUGGAGGCAGCAGCAUUAUUGGAUAUCACCUUGAAAGAAAAGAGAGGAACAGUAGUCUUUGGACAAAGAUAAACAAGAGCUUGAUUCAAGAAACAAAAUUCAAAACCAGUCCUUUGGAAGAGGGAACUGAAUAUGAAUUCAGGGUCUAUGCUGAAAAUAUUGUUGGCAUUGGUCGAUGCAGCAAAAUCUCAGAGGGUUAUGUGGCCCGUGAUCCAUGCGAUCCCCCUGGCACACCAGAAGCUAUUCAUGUUAGCAAGAAUUCAAUUACAAUACUAUGGACAAAACCAGAAUAUGACGGAGGAAGUGUAAUAACUGGUUAUACUGUUGAGAAGCGUGAUCUGCCAGAAGGACGUUGGGUGAAAGCCAGUUUUACAAAUGUCAUUGAAACACAAUUUACCAUUAGUGGGCUUACAGAGGGAGCUAAAUAUGACUUUAGAAUAAUUGCAAAAAAUGCUGUUGGCACCAUUAGCAAACCAUCUUUGAACAGUGGACCUAUUGCUGCACUGGAUGAAGUAGAGCCGCCAAAGUUUUCAAUUGAUCCUGAAUAUACUCAGACCAUUAUUGUGAAUGCUGGGGAUACAUUUAAACUUGAUGCAGAUGUCCAUGGCAAACCAAUACCUACAAUGCAGUGGUUCCUAGGUGAAAAGAAACUUGAAAACACAAUGAAAUGUGAGAUCAAAAACACUGACACCAGGGCUAUGAUUGUCUUAAAGGAUGCACUUAGACAUGAUAGUGGACACUAUACUCUACAUCUCACCAAUGUCGCUGGGUCACAAACUGUUUCAUUCCAAGUAAAAGUACUGGACAAACCCAGUCCACCAGAAGGACCUCUUCAUGUCACAGGCGUAUCAAGCGAUAAAUGUACACUGUCAUGGCAUCCCCCACAACAUGAUGGAGGAAGCCCUAUUACUCAUUAUAUUAUUGAAAGACGUGAAACAAGCCGUCUUGCUUGGACCAUUGUCUCUAGUGAUUGUAAAGCCACAAUAUUCAAAGUGACAAACCUUCUUGAAGGCAAUGAAUAUAUCUUCCGUGUCAUGGCUGUCAACAACCAUGGUGUUAGUGAGCCAAUUAAUUCUUCAUCUGUAAUCCUAAAGAAUCCAUUUGUAGCCCCAGGAUCACCACAGAUUCUGGAGGUCACUAACAUUGCCAGAGAUUCUAUGACUGUGUGCUGGAGUGCACCAGAGAAUGAUGGAGGAAGUGAAAUUGUUGGCUAUAUCAUUGAAAAGAAAGAUCGUUCUGGAAUUAAGUGGACCCGAUGCAAUAGACAGAAAGUCACUGAUGUAUGUUUCAGAGUGCAAGGCCUCAUAGAGGAUCAUGAGUAUGAGUUCAGAGUGUCAGCUGAAAAUGCAGCUGGAAUUAGUGAACCCAGCUUACCUACAUCAUACUACAAAGCUUGUGAUCCUAAAUAUAAACCUGGCCCUCCCACACAUGCACAUGUAAUUGACACCACAAAGAGCUCCAUUUCAGUAGCAUGGGGAAAGCCUCUUAAUGAUGGUGGAAGUGCCAUUCAAGGAUACAUCGUUGAGAUAUGCAAAGCUGAGGAUGAUGAAUGGACUAUGUGUACUCCACCAACUGGACUGCGUGUUAGUAAAUUUGAAAUAACCAAACUAACAGAACAACAGGAGUAUAAGAUUCAGGUAUGUGCUAUCAAUAAAUUAGGUGUGGGUGAGCCUGCAGUUAUUCCUGAGCCUGUGAAAACAGAGGACAGGCUUGAAGUUCCUGAAAUUCAUCUUGAUUCAGAGUUGAGGAAAGGUAUAAUUGUUCGAGCAGGGGGAUCAUUUAGAAUCAAUGUGCCUUUCAAGGGAAGACCAACACCAGAGAUUAAAUGGACUAAAGAUGAAGGGGAUUUGACAGAGAAAGCCAUAAUUGAGAAGGGAUUUAAUUUCACACAGCUUUCAAUUGACUCAUGCGACAGAAAAGAUUCUGGAAAAUAUACUGUGUCCCUUAAGAACAGCAGUGGCACAGCAUGUGAGUUUGUGUCAGUAAAAGUAUUAGAUACACCAGCAGCUCCACUUAACCUGCUGGUAAAAGAUAUUAAGAAAGACUCCAUGACACUUGUUUGGGAUCCACCGCUUAUUGAUGGAGGUGCGAAAAUCAAAAACUAUGUUGUAGAUAAGCGUGAAUCUACAAGAAAAGCAUACGCUAAUGUCACAACAAAGUGUAGCAAGACAAGAUUUAAGGUGGAAAAUCUUGCAGAGGGGGCCCUAUACUACUUUAGAAUUAUGGCUGAAAAUGAAUAUGGAAUUGGUCUACCAGUUGAAACAAAGACUGCAUCAAAGGCUUCUGAAGUACCUCUAUCAGUAGGAAAGAUCAUGUUGACUGAUGUUACCAAAGUCAGUGCAUCUCUUACCUGGGAGAAACCAGAGCAUGAUGGUGGAAGCAGGAUUGUAGGCUACUUGAUUGAAAUGCAACCAAAGGGAACAGAAAAGUGGAGUGUAGCAACAUCUGUCAAAACUUGUGAAGGUACAGUCACUGGGCUAACAGCUGGUCAACAAUAUUUGUUCAGAGUUCUUGCUUAUAAUGAGACAGGUAAAGGUGAGCCAAAGCUUCUUGCUGCUCCUGUCAUAGCCAAUGACUUAACCAUUGAACCCAGCCUAAAAUUACAGUUUAGUACAUACAAUGUCAAAUCCGGUGAUGAUCUUAAACUGGAAAUACCUGUAUUUGGACGUCCAAAGCCAAAGGUCACUUGGAUGAAGGAUGGACAAGCUCUUAAAGUGACAUCGAGAAUCAGCACUUCGAACACACCGACAUCAGCCAUUCUACAAAUUACUGAAGCCAGUAAAGAUGACUUUGGAAAGUAUACAAUAAGUGCAACAAACAGUACUGGUACAAUUACAGAAGAAAUUGGAAUCAUUAUCCUUGAUAAGCCUGGUCCACCAACUGGUCCUAUUAAAGUGAAUGAAGUGAGCAAUAGCUUUGUAACAAUUUCAUGGGAACCCCCAUCUUACACAGGAGGCUGCCAGGUAAAGCACUAUAUUGUUGAAAAACGAGAGACCACUUCCACAACAUGGGAAGUUGUAGCUGGAUCAGUAGCCAGGACAUCUCUUAAAAUAACAAAGUUGAAAACUGGUUCUGAGUACCAGUUUAGAGUCAUUGCUGAAAACAGAUAUGGUAAGAGUACCUCUUUGGAGUCAAAGGCAAUUGUGGUUCAGUAUCCAUACAAACCUCCUGGGCCACCUGGAACUCCAUAUGUGAAAUCUGCCAACAAGGAUCAAAUGAUAAUUGAGUGGAAUGAACCUGUCAUUGAUGGUGGAAGCUCAGUAAUUGGCUACCACCUGGAAAGCAAAGAACGGACUAGUAUCUUGUGGACAAAGUUGAACAAAACUCUCAUUACUGACACCAUGUUUAAGAUAUGUAAUCUCGAGGAAGGAAUUGGAUAUGAAUUCAGAGUAUAUGCUGAGAACAUUGUUGGUAUUGGCAGAGCAAGCAAGGUAUCAGACAGCUUUGUUGCUCGUGACCCAUGUGAUCCUCCUGGUACCCCAGAAGCUAUUUCUAUUUCAAAGAACCAUGUGGUAAUACAAUGGACAAAACCUCAAUAUGAUGGUGGCAGCAAAGUGACAGGAUACAUUGUUGAAAAGAGGGACUUACCUCAAGGCCAUUGGAUGAGGGUCAACUUUACCAAUGUGAUUGAGACUGAAUUCACAAUCACUGGCUUAACAGCAGACCAACAGUAUGAAUUUAGAGUAAUAGCAAGAAAUGCUGCUGGCAUUUUCAGUGAGCCAUCUGACAGCACUGGUCCGAUAACCACGACAGAUGAAAUUGAACCUCCAAGUGUUUCAAUGGAUCCUAAAUACCAGGAUGUCAUUGUUGUCAGUGCAGGAGAGAAUUUAGUUCUUGAUGCUGAUAUUCAUGGAAAACCUAUUCCUGAUGUUCAAUGGCUGAAAGAAGGAAAGGAAAUGGGUAAGACACUACGCAUUGAAACAAAAACAACACAGAAAUGUGCCUCUAUUAUUGUCAAAGACUGCACACGGUUAGACAGUGGCCAUUAUGACCUUGUAUUAAGAAACAGUGGUGGCACAAAAACAAUUCCCAUUACUGUGCGGGUUCUUGACAGGCCUGGCCCUCCAACUGGGCCACUAAAUGUAACUGGUAUAAUGUCUGAUAGAUGUGAUCUGAUUUGGGCUGAGCCUUCUCAGGAUGGUGGUGCUAAUAUUUCUCACUACAUUCUUGAGAAGAGAGAAACGAGCAGGUUAUCAUGGACUUUGAUUGAUUCAAAUAUUCACACUACCUGUUACAAGGUGACAAAGCUCCUGGCAGGUGAUGAAUAUAUUUUCAGAGUUAUGGCUGUGAAUAAAUAUGGAAUUAGUGAUCCACUGGAGUCUGGAGCAAUAAUUGCCUGCAAUCCAUACAAGACACCAAGUGCACCGUCAACACCAGAAGCAAGUGAGAUAACAAAAGAUUCAAUGCUUCUAUCAUGGAAUGCCCCAGAGACUGAUGGUGGAACUGAAAUUAUUGGUUAUCACCUGGAGAAACGUGACAAAGAUGGUGUAAGAUGGACCAAGUGCAACAGACAGAAGCUUUCUGACUUGCACUUUAAAGUCACUGGUCUUUCAGAGGGGCAUUUCUAUGAAUUCCGUGUGGCUGCAGAGAAUGCUGCUGGUGUGGGAGUACCAAGUGACUUAUCUCUGUUCUAUAGAGCAAUAAAUGCAACAACUCCUCCUGGUCCACCGCAUCAUCCUAAAGUAACAGAUCAUACAUCUUCAUCUGUCUCGCUGGCUUGGGGUAAGCCAGCUACAGAUGGUGGAGCAUAUAUCAAAGGUUAUAUUGUUGAGAGGAAAGAGGUCUCUGCAGAAGAAUGGACCACAUGUACACCCCCAAGUGGUUUACUGGCAACAUGCCUAACAGUGGAAAACCUGAAAGAAAAUGCUGAGUAUAAUUUCCGUGUGUGUGCCUUUAAUUCAGAAGGAGUUGGUGAACCCGCUGAUGUUCAUGCCUCUGUGACUGCUACUGAAAGAACUGAGACACCAGAGAUCGAACUUGAUGCAAAUCUUAGAAAAGUUGUCUCUGUUCGUGCAGGUGGAACACUUCGUCUCUUCAUUAAAAUUAGAGGUAGACCCGAGCCAUCUGUCAAAUGGGAGAGAGAAGAGGGGGCUUUAACUGAUAAAGCACUGGUUGAAACUACUAGUUCAUACACAAUGCUGGUAAUUGACAAUGUCAAUAGAUUUGACAGCGGGAAAUAUGUUCUAUCUCUUGAAAAUAAGAGUGGCACAAAGUCAGCAUUUGUAAAUGUCAGGGUGCUUGACUCACCAAGUGCACCACAGAAUUUUGAUGUCAAAGAAGUUAAGAAAGACUCAGUCACUCUCUACUGGGAGCCUCCUGUUACUGAUGGCGGAGCCAAAAUAACCAAUUACAUAGUGGAAAAGCGAGAAUCUACAAGGAAAGCUUACACAACUGUCACAAGCAACUGCACCCAAAAUUUCUUCAAGAUAGAAGAUCUUCAAGAGGGAGGAAUAUUCUACUUCCGAGUGUGUGCUGUUAAUGAGCAUGGCUUUGGUCUGAUGACAGAAACAAAAAAUCCAGUCAAAGUUGCACAGGUCCCUAUGUCCCCAGGAAAGGUCACUCUUGUGGAUGUUACCAAGAACAGUGUGACUCUCACAUGGAUGAAACCUGCACAUGAUGGUGGUAGUAAAGUUAUUUGUUACAAUGUAGAAAUGCAGUCAAAGGGCACAGACAAAUGGGUUGCAUGCUGUACAGUGAAAGUUCCAGAGGCUACCGUGUCUAACCUUACUCCUGGUGAAACAUACUCUUUCAGGGUAAUUGCACUGAAUGAGAAAGGCAAGAGUGAACCCCAAGAACUUGGUGUGCCAGUUUGUGCUAAAGACAUAGAGAUAGAGCCUUCAAUUAGUCUGCUCUUCAACACUUUCAGUGUUAAGGCUGGAGAUGACCUUACUAUUGAAGUUCCUGUAAGAGGAAGACCUAAGCCAGUGGUUUCUUGGAAAAAGGAAGACCUUCCUCUUAAGCAAACAUCUUCUCUCACAAUAGUAAAUACCAUGGUAUCAAGCAAGAUUGUAAUCAAAGAAGCUUCUAUUGAGCAUGUUGGGAAAUAUGAAAUCACCCUAGCUAACACAGCUGGCACAAUUUCCAAAGAUGUCAAUGUCGUGGUUCUUGACAAGCCAGGCCCACCAGCUGCAGUAAAGAUUGAUGCUGUGACUGCUGACUCUAUUACACUAUCAUGGUCUCCCCCUGAAUAUGAUGGGGGAUGCUCCAUUAAUAACUACAUUGUUGAGAAGAGAGAUACCAACACAACAGUCUGGCAGAUUGUUUCAUCAAACAUUGCCAGAAAUUCAGUCAAGGUAUCUCGACUGACUCAUGGUUCGGAAUAUCAAUUCCGUAUAUAUGCAGUGAACCGCUAUGGAAAAAGUAAGCCUAUUGACUCUCCUGGAAUUACAGCAGAAUAUACAUUCAAGCAACCUGGGCCACCUGCUACUCCCCGUGUGGCUCAUGCUACCAAGUCUUUCAUGCUUGUGACAUGGAAUGAACCAGUUAAUGAUGGAGGUAGCACCAUACUAGGAUAUCAUUUAGAACGCAAAGAGAGAAGCAGUAUUCUGUGGACAAAGGUAAACAGGAUUCUCAUCAAAGAUACUGAAUUUAAAGUAACUGGCCUUGAAGAGGGAAUGUUCUAUGAGUUCCGGGUAUAUGCUGAAAACAUUGCUGGCAUUGGAAAGGUCAGCAAAGUCAGUGAGGCUAUAGCUGCUAGAGAUCCAUGUGAUCCUCCUGGUCAACCAGUGGUUACAAGCAUUACUAGAUCUUCUGUCUCUCUUUCUUGGACAAAGCCUGAAUAUGAUGGAGGGGCCAAAGUUACAGGUUACAUAAUUGAACGUAGGGAUAUUCCAGAUGGCCGCUGGAUGAGAUGUAACUUUACCAAUGUUCCUGAAACAUACUUUGAUGUUACUGGUCUUACUCAAGAUCAGCAAUAUGAUUUCCGUGUCACUGCAAAGAAUUCAGCUGGACUAUUUAGUGAGCCAUCAGAUAACACAGGCCCUAUCACAGUCAAAGAUGAUGUAGAUCCACCACGAAUUAUGAUGGACGUCAAAUUUAGAGAUGCAGUUGUUGUGAAAGCAGGAGAGACCCUAAAAAUCAGUGCUGACAUUGCUGGACGCCCAGUACCAGUGGCAUCAUGGACAAAGGAUGGGAAAGAUAUUCAGCUCAAAACAAGAAUUCAAAUAUCUACAACAGAUACUAGCACUAUGGUUGUAGUGAAAGACUGCAUAAGGAGUGACUCUGGAAAGUAUGGCUUAACAUUACAGAAUGUUGCUGGUACAGUAACAAUGCCAGUGCAAUGUUUGAUUCUUGACAAACCUGGACCUGCAGCAGGACCUUUGUCAGUAACUGAGCUCACAGCAGAGGACUGCACACUGUCAUGGGGACCACCACAAGAAGCUGGUGGUGCAGAAAUUACACAUUAUGUUGUAGAGAAAAGGGAAACUAGCAGUUUGGCAUGGACAAUUGUACAAGGAGAGGUAAAAACUAGAACAUGCAAGGUCACAAAGCUCCUCAAAGGCAAUGAAUACAUAUUCAGAGUUUUGGCUGUAAAUAAAUUUGGACUUGGUGAACCUCUUGAAAGUGAACUUGUCAAAGUCACUGAUCCAUUCACCUUUGCAGCACCACCAACAAGUGUUGAAAUAACAAAUGUUUCCAGUGAGGAGAUGACUAUAACUUGGGCUAAGCCUGCUUCCGAUGGAGGCAGUGAAAUAAGAGGUUAUGUGAUUGAACGACGUGAGAAAUCAAGUCUGCGAUGGGUCAGAAUCAACAGGGAGCUUGUUAAAGAUGAAAGAGCCAUAGUAUCUAAACUAAGAAAAGGAAGUGAAUAUGAAUUUAGAGUAUUUGCAGAGAAUGCAGCAGGUUUAAGUCCUCCUAGUGAGCCAUCAGCUCCAGCUGUGGCAAAGGAUGCUUUACUUUUGCCAGCCCCACCAUCUAAACCGAAGGUUCUUGAUUAUACAAAGAGUUCAAUUACAGUUACCUGGAACAAGCCAUUGUCAGAUGGCGGAACACCAAUUCUUGGAUACAGAGUGGAAUACAAGAAAACAGAGGAUGAGGAAUGGGCUGUUUCCACUCAGAUGACAAAGAGCACAGAGUUCACUGUUUCUGGUCUUACAGCUGAUGUGGAAUAUGUAUUUGCAGUUAAAUCUAUAAACAAAGUAGGCCUAAGUGAGCAAUCUCCAGUUUCUGAACCACAGGUAGCAACAGACAGAAAGGAGGAACCAGUGUUUGAUGUUGACAUUGAGAUGAGGAAAACACUGAUUGUUAGGCAUGGCAAUUCAAUCACAAUGAAAGCACCAUUUAAAGGAGUACCAGUGCCUUCAGUCACAUGGAAUAAAGAAGGUGUUGACCUUAAAUCAAGAGGUACUAUUGAAACAACUGGAAAAUACACAUCACUAACUAUUGAAAAGGCAACAAGAAAUGACUCAGGACAAUAUACUGUUACAUUGGAUAAUGGUGUUGGAACUGCAACUUUGACAAUGGUUGUCAAAGUUCUUGAUUCCCCAGGACCACCUGUUAAUGUGAAGAUUAAAGAUGUGACAAAAGAUUCUACCACAGUUACUUGGGAGGCCCCAGAGAAUGACGGGGGUGAUGCUGUGAAAGCCUAUCAUGUCGAAAAACGUGAAGCUAGCAAAAAAGCCUGGGUGUGUGUAACAAAUAACUGCCACAAUCUGGUCUACAAGGUAGAGGACUUGCAAGAGGGUGCAAUCUAUUACUUCAGAGUCAUUGGAGAGAAUGAAUUUGGUAUGGGUGUACCAGCUGAAACAAAAGAUGCAACUAAAAUAACAGAAAUACCAACCCCACCAGCCAGACUUGGAGUAGCUGAAGUAACAAAAGACAGUGUUACAAUAGUAUGGUCAAAACCAGAGUAUGAUGGUGGAAGCAGAAUUACAGGCUACCUCAUUGAUGCUCUUGAGAAGGGACAGCAAAAGUGGGUGAAAUGUGCUACUGUAAAAACCAAUACUCACACAAUCAAAGGUUUGCGAGAAAAUGCAGAAUACUUCUUCAGAGUGCGUGCUGAAAAUCAUGCAGGACUCAGUGAUCCAAAGGAAAUGAUCAUUCCUGUGAUUGUAAAAGAUCAACUUAAUGCCCCUGAAUUUGAUAUGAAGAACUUCCCACACAACACUGUUUAUGUGAGGGCAGGAUCAAAUCUAAAGUUUGAGCUUCCUCUCAUGGGCAAGCCCAUGCCAAAGGUGGCAAUGACUAGAAAUAAUGUUCCAGUGAGGUGUGGAAAGAGAUUUAGCUUUGAUGUAACACCUGAGAGUCUCAAUAUCAGCCUCAAAGAGAGCAUUGCAAGUGAUGCUGGAAGAUAUGACAUUGUUGCCUCCAAUACCAGUGGAACAACCAAGAUGUUCAUUAAUAUACUGGUGUUAGAUAGACCAGGUCCUCCAGUUGGUCCAGUUGAAAUCAGUGAUGUUGGAGAAACAUCACUGUGCCUAAAAUGGUUGCCACCUGUGUAUGAUGGAGGUAGCCCAGUGACCAACUAUGUUGUGCUCAGACGUGAAACAAGCACACCAGCUUGGGUAGAGGUGUCAUCCACACUUGCAAGGAAUGCAAUUAAAGUCACCAAAUUAACAAAGGGUGAAGAAUACCAAUUCAGAAUUAAAGCGGAGAAUCGUCUUGGAAUCAGUGAUCACAUUGACUCUCAGACUGUCACUGUGAAACUUCCUUACACAAUUCCUGGACCACCAUCAACACCAUGGGUGAGCUUUGUUUCAAGAGAAAGCCUUACAGUUUGCUGGCAUGAACCAGUAGUAGAUGGAGGAAACUCAGUAUUUGGAUACCAUGUCCAAAUGAAAGAAAGAAGCAGCAUUCUGUGGCAAAAUGUGAACAAGACAGCAAUCCCUGCUAAUCAGAUUAGGGUGACAAAUAUAUGCCCGGGUAUGAUUUAUGAAUUCAAGGUUGCUGCAGAAAACAUGGCUGGUAUUGGUAAAUUCAGCAAGACAUCAGAAGAAGUACUUGCCAUUGAUGCUUGUGAACCUCCAGCAAAUGUGAGAAUCUCUGAGAUUACAAAGAACUCAGUUAGCCUGGUCUGGCAGAAGCCUCCCUUUGAUGGUGGAUGUAAGAUCACUGGCUACAUGGUUGAGAGAAGAGAUGCUCCAAAUGGCAGAUGGACAAAGGCUAACUUUACAAAUGUUAUUGAGACAAAUUUCACUGUGUCAGGCUUGACACAAGAUCAGUCAUAUGAAUUUAGAGUCUUUGCGAAAAAUGUAGCUGGGUCUGUGAGUAAUCCAUCUCUUAUUGCUGGACCAGCAACUUGCGUGGACAUUUCUGGUGCCCCAGUAAUCGACCUGCCGCCCGAGUACCUAGAUGUUGUGCAAUAUAAAGCUGGAGCUUCUGUUAAGAUAAGACUGGGAAUUAUGGCUAAGCCACUGCCAACAAUUGAGUGGCUCAAGGAUGGAAAGGAAUUAGUGUCAAGUUCACAGCUAUCAAUUGAGAGCACCACCGAUUCAUCUGCUAUUCUUAUCAAAGAUACAACUCGUCUUAACAGUGGGACAUAUGAAAUAAAGACCAAGAAUGUGUUUGGCACAGCUUCUGCUUCCAUUAGAUUGUUGAUUCUAGACAAACCAGGCCCUCCAGCAGGAAAUAUUGAAUUCAAAUCAGUAAGUGCUGACACAAUAGUAAUAGCUUGGGAGCCAGUAGCAAAUGAUGGAGGUUCCAAAGUCACCCAUUAUAUUGUGGAAAAACGAGAGACAGGUAGAGUUAUAUGGUCUACUGUUUCUGACUGUAUGGAGGAACGCAUAGUUUCUGUCCAGAAGCUGGUCAGAGGAGGUGAAUAUGUCUUCCGGGUCAGAGGAGUCAACAAAUAUGGAGCUGGAGAUCCUCUGGAGUCUGAACCAAUUACUGCCAAGAAUGCAUUUGUUACUCCUGGACAACCUUCCACACCAGAGGCAACAGAAAUCACUAAAACAUGCAUGAAAAUUGUAUGGGAUAAACCAGGAGUGGAUGGUGGUAGCAUGGUUACAGGCUACUAUUUACAGAGACGUGACAAGAAGAAUCUGCGCUGGACUACAAUCUGCAAAGACCCAAUUUGUGAAACCACAGCAAAGGUCUAUCACCUAACUGAAGGAAAUGAAUAUCAGUAUCGUGUGUGUGCUAUCAACAAGGCUGGAGAAGGUCCGUUCUCAGAUGCUUCUGACUUUUACAAAGCUGCUGACCCUGUUGAUCCACCUUCUGAGCCUACUAAACUCAAAGUUGUUGAUUCAACUAAAACUUCAAUUACUCUUGGAUGGUCUAGCCCAGAGUAUGAUGGAGGCAGUGAAAUUACUAGCUACAUUGUGGAAAAAAGGGUUGGUGGAGAAGGAGAAUGGGUAGUAAUAAGUAAAAAAGGUGAAGUCAGAACUACUGAGUAUGUUGCUUCAGAUCUUGUGCCAGAUGUUGACUACUACUUCCGUGUAUCUGCUAUGAAUUGUGCUGGUCGUGGAGACCCAAUACAGAUGGAGGAACCAGUUCAAGCUAAAGAUAUUCUCGAGGAAGCUGAUAUUGACAAAGAUGUUGCAAUGAGAACUCAUUACAUUGUCAAAGCUGGCAAAGAUGUUGAGAUCAUGGUUCCGCUGAAAGGCAGACCUACUCCAAGUGUUUCCUGGAAGAAACAAGAUCAAAACAUUGAUAAUGAUCCUAAAUAUGAUAUACAUAACACAGAUACUUCAUCAUGCCUUGUACUUUCACAUGUAACCCGUAAUGACAGUGGCAAAUACACCAUUGAGAUAUCAAAUGGAGUAGGACAACCAAAAUCUUUGACAUUGUCUGUAAAAGUACAGGACAGUCCCUCUGCCUGUAGAAAUUUGGUCCUGAAAGAUGUCACUCGUGGCAAAGUGAUCUUAUGCUGGGAACCUCCACUGCUUGAUGGCGGUGCUGAAAUUACUAACUAUGUAGUUGAGAAAAGAGACUCUUCAAAGCGCACAUAUGCUGCUGUAACCAACAAAUGCAUGGAAACAACAUAUGAAAUUGAUGAGCUCUCUGAGAAGAUAUCAUACUUUUUCCGUGUGUCAGCAGAAAAUGAGAAUGGAGUUGGUGAACCAUGUGAGACAGCAGAACCAGUUAAAGCUACUGAGAAACCUGGUCCAGUCAAAGAUCUUGCUAUGAAAGACUCUUCAAAAACAUCUGUGACACUACAAUGGAACAAACCAGAUUAUGAUGGUGGCAGCAUUAUUACCGAUUACAUAAUUGAAAAGAAACUUCAUGGUCAAGAAGAAUGGGCUCCUGCUGGAACAAACAAACAUUGUGAACAUGAGGUCACAAAACUUAAGGAACUCACAGACAUGUUCUUCAGAGUCUGCUCAAAGAAUGAGAAGGGCAACAGUGACUUUACAGAGAUUGGUCCAAUUAAAGUAAAGGACUAUAUCAUUCCACCAGAGGCAAACCUAGAAGAGUAUCCUGAUGGACAGGUCAGUGUUCGCAUGGGUCACAAUGUACAUAUUGAGCUUCCAUACAAAGGGAAACCAAGACCAUCAGUUACUUGGCUAAAGGACAAUUUGCCACUGAAAGAGAGUGAAAAGGUUCGCUUCAAGAAGACAGAAAACAAGGCAACCCUUAUGAUAAAGAAUGUUGAAAAAGAGAAUGGUGGUAAAUAUACACUUACACUUGACAACACCAUCUGCAGGAAGUCAUUCCAUAUACAGGUCAUUACCCUUGGAGCACCAUCCAGACCAAUUGGACCAAUUCGUUUGGAUGAAGUCAGAGCAGAAAGUAUAAGGAUAUCGUGGGAUGAACCAAAUGAUGAUGGUGGUGGAGAAAUCACCUGCUAUAGCGUUGAAAAACGUGACACCUCUCAGACCGAUUGGAAGAUGGCUUGUUCAAGUGUUAUAGGGACUACAUUCAAUGUAACAAAUUUAAUCAAAGGAACUCAGUAUCAAUUCAGAGUAUGUGCAGAAAACAGGUAUGGUGUGAGUGAGCCUCUGAUCUCACAAAAUGUCAUCGCCAAACACGAGUUUAGACCUCCAGGAGCACCAGGCAUGCCAUUUGUCUAUAAUGUCACUAAUGAUGGCAUGACUAUACAGUGGGAAGCACCUAUCUUUGAUGGUGGCUGCCCAAUACUUGGUUACCACAUUGAAAAGAAAGAAACAAACAGCAUCAUGUGGCAAAAGGUCAACUUAGUCUUGGUGACUGCAAAAGAAUAUAGAAUUACUGGCCUUAUUGAAGGUCUGCAAUACCAGUUCAGGGUUUAUGCUCAAAAUGAUGCUGGACACAGUCGUAUGAGUGAUGAGAGCAAACCAACUAUGGCUGUUUCUCCUGUUGAUCCUCCUGGAACCCCUGACUAUGUUGAUGUAACAAGUGAAUCUGUGAAACUGAAAUGGGAUGCACCUAAAAGAGAUGGUGGAAGCAAAAUUGUCGCCUACAAUAUUGAGAAACGUCAGGGCCAAGGUCGCUGGUUGAAGACAAACUUCACAGAUGUAACUGAGACAGAGUUUAUAGUAACUGGUCUAACUUGUGGUGAACGAUAUGAAUUCAGAAUUAUAGCAAGGAAUGCUAUUGGCACCAUGAGCCCACCUUCUCAGUCUUCUGGCUAUGUUCUCAUCAGAGAUGAAAGCUCUGCACCUAAUAUUGAAUUUGGACAAGAGUACUUUGAAGGAGUUGCCAUAAAAGCAGGAGAAAGCAUCAAGCUUAAAGCCACAAUUACAGGAAGACCAACACCCAAGAUCAAAUGGUUCAGGGAUGAUGUUGAACUAACUAAGAAGAUGGUAGAUAUCACAACAACUGCAGGCAUAAGCACCCUCUUUAUUAGAGAUGCUGACCGCUCUCACCGUGGGGUCUAUGCUAUAGAAGCCAAAAAUCACUCUGGAACCAAGAAAGAGCAAAUUAAAGUUGAAGUUUUUGAUACACCUGGAGAACCUGUUGGACCUAUUGUCUUCACAAACAUCUCAGAGGGCAAAGUCACAUUUUCAUGGAAUCCACCAGAAAAUGACGGCUGCUCUGAAGUCACUCAUUAUAUUAUUGAGAAGCGAGAGACUUCCAAAAUUUCCUGGACACUAGUUACAGAUCACUGUGGGGAGUGUGCCUACAAUGCUACCAAACUAAUCAAGACCAAUGAGUACCAAUUCCGUGUGUCUGCUGUAAACAAGUUUGGGGUCAGUAGACCUCUGGACUCUGCUCCUGUCAUUGCCCAAAUGCAAUAUACCAUUCCAGACUCUCCUGGUACUCCUGAUGCCACCAGUGCUGAUGGAGAGAGUAUUACAAUCAGCUGGACUGCACCAACAAAUGAUGGAGGAAAUGCAAUUAAACAUUACGUUGUUGAAAGACGUGAGAAGAAAACUGGCCGUUGGGUGAAGGUCUUGACUAGAAAACCAAUUACUGAGGUUGCCCAUAGAGUAACUCAUCUCACUGAGAAUGUGGAAUAUGAAUUCCGUGUUUAUGCUGUCAAUGAUGCUGGAGUUGGAGCAUCAAGUAACAUUUCAUUGCCCAUUAAAUGUGCAGAGCCAACUGAAGAACCAGAUGGUCCUUCAAUUGUAAAUGUUACUGAUACCACUAACACAUCUGUUAGUCUGGAAUGGACCAGACCUGGUUAUGAUGGUGGCUUGGAUGUCCAUGGAUACAUCAUUGAGGCACGCAAGGAAACUGAAAAAGAAUGGCACAGAAUAAAUGAAGAUCUUUGUACAGUCAGAAAGUACACUGCCACUGGUUUGGAAACAGGUGCAGAAUACAAGUUCCGCAUUAGUGCUGUUAAUGCAGUUGGAAAGGGUGAACCUAAAGAGAUCCCCGAACCAGUACAAGCAGUAGAUAGACUGUUUGCACCAGAGAUUGAUAUUGAUGCAACCUUCCAACAGACACACAUUGUGCAACGGGGUGGAAGUGUAUGUCUCCGUGUAGCUUUUAAAGGAAAACCAGCACCUACGGCUUCAUGGAUAAAAGUGGAUGGAGAACUUGGGUUAAUGGCUGAUGUAACUACCACAGAGACCUUCACUUAUUUGACACUGGGAAAUUGUACACGAAAUGACAGUGGAAAAUACACUAUCACUCUUGAGAACAGCAGUGGUGGCAAAUCCAUCACUUUUACAGUUAAAGUGCUGGACACACCUGGAGCACCAGGUCCUCUCAUGUUCAAGGAUGUUACAAGAGGUGCCCUUACACUUAUAUGGGAGCCUCCAGUCAAUGAUGGUGGUGCACGUGUUCAUCACUAUGUUGUGGAGAAGCGUGAGGCUAGCCGGCGUACAUGGACAGAAGCAGCACCAAAGUGCACGCAAACAAAUUUGAGAAUUUCUGAGCUCCUGGAAGGAGUGCCCUACUUCUUUAAGGUAAUGGCAGAAAAUCAGUAUGGCAUUGGUGAAGCUUAUGAAAUGCCUGAUCCAAUUAUUGCCACUGCUGAACCAGCUCCACCCAAGAGACUGGAUAUUAUUGAUACCACUGAUACAACAGUUACACUUGCCUGGAUGAAGCCUGAACAUGAUGGUGGCAGCCGUAUCACAGCUUAUUGUGUGGAGGUUAAAACAAAAGGAACAGAUAAAUGGGUUGUUGGAGGGUCAACCAAAAACCUAAGUCUCAUUGUUGAGGGCUUAGCUGAAGGUACAGAGUAUGAAUUUAGGGUUAAAGCUAGGAAUGAUGCAGGUUACAGUGUACCUAGAGAGGCUCUCACUUCUGUUGUUGUUAAAGAGCCCCGUAUUGAGCCAACUGCAGAUCUCAGUGGCAUUAGCAACCAGCUUAUCACCUGCAAGUCUGGCAGUUCAUUUGAAAUUGAUCUUCCAAUUAGUGGCAGACCAGCACCAAAUGUCAUCUGGAAGCUUGAAGAAAUGAGACUCAAGGAAACUGACAGAGUCUCAAUCAAGACGACCAAAAAUAGGACUACUUUGACAGUAAAAGAAAGUAUGCGUGGUGAUGGAGGAAGGUACUUCCUUACCCUGGAGAAUGUGACUGGGGCUAAGACUUUCACUGUCAAUGUCAAUGUCAUUGGCAGGCCCAGUCCUCCAGAGGGGCCUAUUGAGAUUUCUGCAAUUACAGCUGAGUCUUGUGAAUUGUCAUGGAAUGACCCUGAGGAUGAUGGUGGAGCUGAAAUAACAAACUACAUUGUUGAGAAGCGUGAGUCUGGCUCAACUGCCUGGCAGCUUAUCAACUCUAGUGUGAAACGAAGAUCAUUCCAUGUUUCACAUCUAACAAAGUAUAUGCAGUACACAUUCCGUGUCUCUGCAGAAAACAGAUUUGGUGUAAGCAAACCAACUGAGUCUGAAACCAUUGUUGCAGAACAUCCAUUUGUUCCACCAGGGCCUCCAACUAGGCCAGAAGUGUUUGCUGUUGCUGCUAACAGCAUGAGCAUUCGUUGGGAGGAACCAUACCAUGAUGGUGGUAGUAAGGUCACUGGGUACUGGAUUGAGAAAAAGGAACGUAACACUAUUCUCUGGGUCAGAGAAAACACCAUUCCCUGUUUUGAGUGUUACUACAAGGUAGAUGGCCUUAUUGAAGGUCUUGAGUACCAAUUCAGAGUGUAUGCUAUGAACAGUGCUGGCCUCAGCAAAGCAAGUGAAGCCUCAAAGAGAGCUGUAGCUCAAAAUCCAGUUGAUCCCCCAGGCAAGCCAGAAGUAACUGAUGUCUCAAGAUCAUCAGUUUCAAUUAAAUGGUCUGUGCCUCUGAAUGAUGGUGGAAGCCCAAUUAUAGGUUACAUUGUUGAGCGUAAGCCAUAUACUGUCACUGGAGAGGGUAAAUGGCUGAAGUGUAAUUACACUAAUGUUACUGAUACAAACUUCACCAUUACUGCAUUGGGAGAAGGAGAAGUAUACGAGUUCCGUGUGAUUGCAAAGAAUGCUAACGGAGUACUCAGCAUGGCAUCAGUUUCAACUGGAGCAGUGACUUGCAAGGCUGAAUACACACCGCCAAAAGCAGAACUGGACAGUAAACUUCUUGUGGACACGGUUACUGUCAGAGCAGGGUCAGACCUUGUUCUUGAUGCUGCUGUUGGUGGAAAACCUGAUCCAAAGGUCUGUUGGGCAAAGGGACAAAGGGAGCUAGAUUUUUGUGAGAAAUAUUCUUUACAGUAUACUAGCACCCGUGCUCUUGCAAUCAUCAAGUUCUGUGACAGAGAUGAUACUGGAAAGUAUGUUCUGACUGUAAAGAAUGCCAGUGGAACCAAAACUGCUGAAGUCAAUGUGAAGGUGCUUGACACUCCGGGCCCAUGCCAGGAGAUAAAAGUAAACAACAUAACUGAGGAGAAAUGUACAUUGUCCUGGAAAGAGCCACUAGAGGAUGGUGGUGACCCCAUCACACAUUAUAUUGUGGAGAGAAGGGACACUAACAGACUCAACUGGGUCAUCGCUGAUGCUGAAUGCAAGGCUCUUGUAUGUAACAUUACUAGACUUUUCAAGAAUAAUCAAUAUAUUUUCCGUAUCAGAGGUGUAAACAAAUAUGGAGCUGGUGUGCCACUGCAAUCAUCACCCAUCUUUGCAAGAAACUCAUUCACUGUUCCAUCGCCUCCGGGAACACCAGAAAUUAUUGCAAUUGGUAAAGACUUUGCAACAAUUGAGUGGCUUAAGCCUGAAAAUGAUGGUGGUAGUGAAGUCAUAAACUACCUGAUUGAAAGGAAAGAGAGGAAAAGCAUCAGAUGGAUCAAAGUUAAUAAAGACUCUAUUCUCAAGGAUACAACCUUUAAGGUUACUGGUCUUCAGGAGGGCAACAUUUAUCAGUUCCGUGUUACAGCUAUUAAUGCUGCUGGAGAUAGUGAGCCUAGUGAAGUGUCCAUGUACGCAGUGUGCCGAGUACCAACAGACAAACCAGAUGCUCCUUCAAUUCCACGCAUAACAGACACUCACAAGGAUAGCAUUAGUCUGGCCUGGACAAGACCAGUAGAAGAUGGAGGAGCUGAUGUUAUUGGUUACAUUCUCGAGAUGCAAGAAUUAGGCACAGACCAAUGGAUCAAGACCCAUGAAAAGACUCUUAGAAUCACAGAAUAUACUGUGAUAGGUUUGAAAACUGGCAGUAAGUACUGCUUCAGAGUUGCUGCAGUCAAUGUGAAUGGAGCAGGUGACUUUAGUGACCCGUGUACUGAAGUAGAGCCAGUUGAAAGAAUUGAAUUACCUGAUCUCGAGCUUCCUGAUGAUCUAAAGAAGACGAUAUGCCUCAGAGCUGGAAGCUCACUGCGUCUUCAUGUAACUGUUACGGGAAGACCAGUUCCAGCUAUCACCUGGAGCAAGCCUGACGUGGAUCUCCAAAACCGGGGAUUCAUUGAAGUGACAGAUACCGCCACAACUCUUAUCAUUGACAAGGUCCACCGCUAUGAUGCCGGAAAAUACACCCUCGAAGCCUCUAAUUCAGCUGGCAAGAAGGAUGCUAGCAUUCUUGUCAAGAUCUACGACACUCCUGGUCCACCAGGCCCCAUUAAAAUAAAGGAGCUCACAACAGAGUCUGCUCACAUUACAUGGGAUGCCCCUAAGGUUGACGGUGGAGCACCUGUUAACAAUUAUAUCAUUGAGAGAAGAGAGACAUCAAUGAGAGCAUACAAAACAGUUACUUCUAAAUGCAGCAAGACAUCAUAUAAAAUUACAGGACUGUUAGAGGGAAUGCACUACUACUUCAGAGUACUGCCUGAAAACAUCUAUGGCAUAGGUGAACCUGUUGAGACAUCAGAUGCUGUGUUAGUGUGUGAAGUGCCACUACCUCCAGCUAAACUUGACAUAGUAGAUAUCACAAAGUCAUCUGUUACUCUUUGGUGGGAGAAACCUAAACAUGAUGGAGGCAGCAGAAUCAUUGGCUACGUUGUUGAAGCUUGCAAGGCUGGUACAGAAAAAUGGAUGAAGGUUGCUACUUUAAAAUUAACAGACUUUGAAUACACUAUUGAAAAACUGAAUGAAAAUGAGCAGUACCUAUUCAGAGUAUGUGCACUCAACAGCAGAGGUAUUAGUGAACCCAAAGAAAUUGUUACCCCUGUAACAGUACAAGAACAAAGAGUUAUGCCAAAGGUUGAUCUAUCAAGCAUUCCACAAAAGAUCAUCAGUGUUUUGGCAGGCAAACCCCUUGAACUUAAUUUGCCAAUCAUUGGAAGGCCACCUCCAGUUUCCUCCUGGUACUUUAAUGAUAAUAGGUUGAAGAUACAGCAACGUGUGAAGAUUCAGUCUACUGCGAAAUUCUCUAGGUUAACUGUGCUUGACACCACAAUUGAUGAUACUGGAGAAUACAUCCUUGAACUAAAGAAUAUUACUGGAAUUACCAAAGAGACGAUUAAAGUAAUCAUUCUUGACAAACCUGAUCAGCCUAAAGGACCUAUUCGUUUUGAUGAGAUUGAUGCAUCCUCAGUUACAAUAAGCUGGGACCCACCAGAGAGAGAUGGAGGUGCUCCUGUAACUAAUUAUAUCGUUGAACAACGUGAUGCUCAUCGUCCAGGAUGGGUACCAGUUUCUGAAUCAGUCAGCAGGCCAACCUUCAAAUUUGACAGAUUAACAGAGGGAGAUGAGUAUGUCUUCCGUGUCUCAGCAGUCAAUCGCUAUGGUGCUGGAGACUUCUUGCAGUCAGAAAUUGUGGAAUGCAGGAGUCUUAAAUCCAUUCCUGGACCACCAGGCCGCCCAGUAGUAUUUGAUGCGUCUCGAGAUGGAAUGACCAUUGCUUGGGAACCACCAGAUGAGGAUGGUGGCUUGGAGAUAUCUGGCUACAUCAUUGAGCGCAAGGAGGUCAGAGCUGACAGAUGGGUCCGUGCUAAUAAGAACCCUGUCACAAUGACAAGAUACAGAUCCACUGGUCUUAUUGAGGGCCUGGAAUAUGAGCAUAGAGUCACUGCCAUCAAUGCUAGAGGUGUUGGCAAACCCAGCCUUCUCUCAAAACCGGCUGUGGCAACAGAUCCAGUCGAUCCACCUGCCUCACCUCAGAAUCCGAGAGUAAUAGAGACUACAAAGACAUCUGUGUCUUUGGCCUGGAAUCCACCUGAUGAAGAGGGUGGCUCUAAAAUUACUGGUUACCUCAUUGAGAUGCAAAAGGUUGGUUCUCUAGCUUGGAUUAAGUGCAAUACUACACCUACAAUGAUUUGUGAAUACACCUUGACAAAAAUGCCUCAAGGCGAGGAGUUCAAAUUCAGAGUCUUGGCUUGUAAUGCUGGUGGACCAGGCGAACCUGCUGAAGUGCCAAGAACAGUGACUGUGACAGAGAUGCUUGAACCUCCAAGUCAUGAUCUUGAAGCUAAGUACAAAGAUAUAUUCAUUGUCCGACAUGGAGCAGUGAUCAAACUUUCAGUUCCUAUAAAAGGCAAGCCAACACCUGUUUGCAAAUGGACAAAGGAUGGCUCAGAUGUCUCUAACCGUGCAAUGAUUGUCUCAAGUGAGGAUGUUUCUGAGCUUGUUAUCAAGGAUGCUGAACGGUCUGACUCUGGUGUAUACAUUCUCCAUCUUGAAAACAAAUGUGGCAAAAAGAUGGUGCAAAUCAAGGUCAAGGUAAUUGGUCGUCCAGCGGCUCCCGAGGGUCCUCUAGGAUUUGAGGAUAUCCAAGCACAUUCUGUAAGAGUGAGCUGGAAGCCACCAAAAGAUGAUGGGGGGUCAGAAAUCCUUGGAUAUAUUGUGGAGCGGCGUGAGGUAACAAAAGCAGCCUGGUAUACUGUGGACUCCAGAGUGGUUGACACAUCUUUGGUAGUUAAAGGACUUCAGGAAAAUGCUGAGUACCACUUUAAGGUGACAGCAGAGAACAAGUUUGGCAUCAGUAGCUCCCUUAAAUCUGAACAACCAGUGGUACCAAAGACUCCAAUUUGUGUACCAGAGGCUUCAAGUACACCACCAGAAAUCAUGGAUGUUACUAAGUCCUCUGCUGAUCUUGCUUGGAGUAAACCUAAAGACGAUGGUGGAUCACAGAUCAUUGGAUACUUCAUAGAGUAUAAAGAGGUGUCAUCUGACAAGUGGGUUCGCCAUGAGACAAGGGUUACUUCCACCAUGUACACUCUUAGUGGACUCACUGCUGAAGUAGAAUAUCAGUUCCGUGUGAUCGCUGUAAAUGACAUUGGAGAGAGUGAACCUGGACCUUCAUCAGAUUCUGUCAUAUGCAAAGAUCCAUUUGAUAAACCAAGUCAACCAGGGGAGAUAGACACUUCAGCUGUAGCUAAAGAUUACAUAAUGAUUAGCUGGGAAGCUCCUCAAUGUGAUGGUGGAAAGCCAGUUCUUGGCUACUGGGUUGAGUACAGAAAAUCAGCAGAGAGCACUUGGAAGAAGUGUAACAGGGAGCUAUUAAAGGAAAAACAAUUUACUCAGGGUGGUUUGCAAGAGGCCACUGAAUAUGAAUUUAGAGUUUUUGCUGAAAAUGAAACUGGAAUCAGCAGGCCUCGUAGGACUGCAGCAGGAAUUAAAACCAAACUAAGUGCUGGAGCUAAACCAGCCCUCAGAAAAGAGAUGGAUGAAGUUACUGCCAAGCUUGGAGAGACUGCCACUCUAAAAUGUCAAAUUAUUGGAAGGCCUGUUCCAGAAAUUAAAUGGUACAAAGGUGGAAAAGAAAUCAAAGAGGGACGCAAAUAUGCUGCAACCUCUGAUGGCCGUAACCAUACCUUAACCAUCUCAACAGACCAACAAGAAGAUGAAGGCUUGUACACAUGCAAGGCUGUGAAUGAAGCUGGAGAAUGUGAGACCAGUGGAACCUUGGUUCUCGAAGCAGCACCUCAAUUCCCUGUCCCAUUAAAAGACAAAAUCUUUGCAGGAUGUGGUACAACUGUACGCGUUCAUGCUGUGUAUAUAGGUCGUCCUGUACCAAAAAUUAUGUGGCUUCAUGGUGCCAAACCUGUGGAGCCCUCUGAGAAUGUCAUCAUUGAGAACACAGAGCAUUACACUCAUUUGAUUUUAAAGAAUGUCCAACGCAGGGUGAAUGGAGGACAGUACAGAAUCAGAAUCAACAACCACUUUGGCUCUGCAGAUACUGUAACACAACUUGAAAUCCUAGACAAACCUUUCAUGCCAGAAGGACCUAUUGUUCUUGAGGCUUUAUUGAAGAAUUCUGUGAUAAUAAGUUGGAAGGCAUCUAAAGAUGAUGGUGGAUCAAUGAUAACAAACUACAUUGUGGAGAAGCAUGAAGACAAAGAGGGUGCUGGGUGGCAACUUGUCUCAUCAUCUAUUUCAGGAACCUCAUGCCGCAUUUCCAAUCUAGUGGAAAAUGAAGGUUACUUCUUCCGCAUUUCAGCACAAAACCGUUAUGGCAUCAGUGAACCAUUGGAGACUCCAUCUGCUAUUCUUAUCAAGAGUCAAUUAGAUAAGCCAGGUGCACCACUAAAGCCAGUUGUAUCUGGAGUAACCAAGACCUCUUGUGUUGUUUCUUGGAAACCACCUCUUUCUGAUGGUGGGUCCAAGAUCAAAAGCUAUAGUCUUGAAAAGAAGGACAAAAAGACAGGUGAAUGGGUUGCUGUAACCACUGAUGAGAUUCACCAGACAGUUUAUUCAGUUAAAGGUCUUACAGAAGGCCUGGAGUAUGUUUUCCGUGUGAAAUGUGAAAAUCUUGGUGGAGAGAGUGAAUACAGUGAAGAGUCAGACCCUGUCAUUCCAAGAACUGAUGUUGAAGUACAUGCUCCUGCCUUUAAAGAAGACCUCAGAAAUAUGAGUGUGAAAUACAAGAGCAAUGCAACAUUUGUUUGCAAGAUAUCAGGACAACCCAAACCUGUGAUUAAAUGGUUCAAGCGCGGCAAAGAAAUUCAGGCAGAUGGAAUCAAAAUCAAGAUCCAGGAAUUCAAGGGAGGUUAUCAUCAACUUGUCAUUACUAAUGCUGAUGAGGAAGAUUCAACUGUCUAUCAGAUCAGAGCAACAAACCAGGGAGGCUCAAUUUCUGCAACUGUUUCUCUUGAUGUUGAAAUACCAGCAAAGAUUCAUUUACCUAAGAACCUACAAGACAAAGAGGCCAUCUGUGCUCUUCGUGGUGAAGUGGUGAACAUCAAGAUACCAUUCAGUGGAAAACCAGAUCCAGUUAUCACAUGGCAGAAGGGACAAGAUCUUAUUGAUAACAAUGGGCACUAUCAAGUCAUCGUCACAAGAUCAUUCACAUCUCUUGUGUUCCCGAAUGGAGUGGAUCAGAAGGAUGCUGGUUUCUAUAUUGUCUGUGCAAAGAACAGAUUUGGCAUUGACCAACAAACAGUUGAACUUGAUGUUGCAGAUGUCCCUGAUCCACCUCGCAGCAUCAAAGCCAGUGAUGUGUCUAGGGAUUCUGUUACACUUAAUUGGGUGGCACCUGCCAGUGAUGGAGGAAGUAGAGUUAGAAACUACAUUAUUGAGAAGUGUGCCACUACAGCAGAGAGAUGGAUCCGUGUUGCCCAGUCACGUGACACUCAUUACACUGUCACCAACCUGUUUGGAAAAACAAGCUACCAAUUCCGUGUAAUAGCAGAGAACAAAUUUGGCCAGAGUGCACCAUCUGAACCAAGUGGACCAGUUGUUACAAAGGAAGAUAAAUCAAGAGUUCUUAACUAUGAUGAGGAGGUUGAUGACAGCAGACCUGUCUUUAAGGGUAAAGCUCCUCAUUCAGAGGUUAAGAAUUUACACAACAAAUACAUGAUUGCUGAAGAGCUUGGUCGUGGACAGUUUGGCAUUGUUCAUCGUUGUGUUGAGAUUAGUUCGGAGAAGACAUUCUUUGCCAAAUUUGUUAAAGUAAAAGGUGCAGAUCAAGCAAUAAUAAAGAAAGAAAUUGCCACCAUAAAUGUGGCACGUCAUAAGAACUUCUUGCAGCUCCAUGAAUCAUUUGACAGUCCUGAAGAACUAGUUAUGAUAUAUGAGUUUAUAUCUGGUGUUGACAUAUUUGAGCGUAUUGGCACAGCAAACUUUGAGCUCAAUGAACGUGUAAUUGUUAAUUACAUCAGACAGGUAUGUGAAGCACUUGAGUUUCUACACAGCAAGAGUUAUGGCCAUUUUGAUAUCAGGCCUGAGAAUAUAGUAUACACCACAAGAAGGGGAACUACUAUCAAGAUCAUUGAAAUGGGACAGGUUAGAUAUCUCACACCUGGAGAACAAAUUAAGAUUCAGUACACAGCACCUGAAUAUUCAGCACCUGAAAUUCAUCAAAAUGAGUUGGUCAGCUCUGUCACAGACAUGUGGUCUGUUGGUGUCCUAGUAUAUGUUCUCCUGAGUGGACUCAAUCCUUUCAUUGCUGAAACAAAUCAACAAAUGAUUGACAACAUCUCUAAUGCUGAGUACAGUUUUGAUGAUGAAUCCUUUAAAGAGGCAAGUGUUGAGGCAUUAGACUUUAUAGAUCGCCUUCUUACUAAAGACCGUAAACAUCGUAUGACAGCUGCUGAAGCUUUGAAUCAUCCUUGGCUGACAAAGAACUCAGAGGAACUAAGCACUAGGUCAAUCAAGGUCACAAGACACAAGAGAUAUUACCAAGCAAUGCUGAGAAAAGAAUGGAAUACUGUUGUCUCAUCUGCUCGUAUUGCUAGUGGUGGGGCGAUCAGAGGUCAGAGAGGUGUAACAGUAGCCAAAGCAAAGAUUGCACCAUUUGAACAUGGUCCAUUUGCUGGGCAAAUUAAACACAGUGUUGCUGAUGAAGGAGAUGAUGUCAAAUUUAUAUGCAACAUCGACAACUAUGAUAGCAGUACUGAAGUUACAUGGUACUGUGGAGUUCGACAACUAGAGGAAAGUGCCAAAUGUGAAAUUACCUAUGAAGAGGGGCUUGCUACAAUAACUGUCAAGGGUAUCACUAGAGCCGAUGAUGGAACAUACCGAUGCAAAGUGGUCAAUGAAUAUGGUGAAGAUAGUGCUUACGCUGAGCUCUUUGUUAAAGGUGUCAGAGACUAUCGUAGCUUCUACGCAGCACGUGUGGUGAAGAAAGUCAAACGCAGAAUAGACACAGCCCGUCUUCUCCAAAGACCUCCAGAAUUCACCCUUCCACUGUACAAUCGCACUGCUUACUUUGGUGAAACUGUUCGCUUUGGUGUUACCAUUACUGUGCACCCUGAGCCACGUGUUAUAUGGCUGAAAUCUGGGCAGAAGAUUACCCCAGGAGAUGAUGACAAGAAAUAUACUUUUAUAAGUGACAAAGGUCUGUAUCAGUUAGUUAUUCACAAGCUUGACUCUGAUGAUGAUGCCGAAUACACUGUAGUGGCACGCAACAGGUAUGGUGAUGAUAGCUGUAAAGCUCGUCUCACAGUAAUUCCUCGCCCUGCACCUGCUGAUAAUACAAUAAGACCCAUGUUCAAGCGCCUACUGGCAAACUUGGAGUGCAAAGAGGGCCAGAGUGUACGCUUUGAGAUAAGAGUGUCAGGAUCACCAUCACUAAAAUGGGAGAAGGAUGGUACACCUUUGGCAUUUGGUCCACAGAUUGAGGUUGUUCAUGAGGGUUUGGAUUACUUUGUCUUGCACAUUAGAGACACGCUUCCAGAAGAUUCUGGUACAUACAGAGUUACUGCCACUAAUUCUGCUGGUUCUGCUAGUUGCCAAGCCACACUUAGGGUUGAACGUGUGACACAUGUCAAGAAGGACUUUGAGAGUGAAGAGGAUAAGAGAAAGAAGCAAGCUCUAGACCAACAACAGAUUGACAAAAAAGUCCGAUUAACACAGAUUCUGGCUGGUACAGAUGUAACAGCACUUCCUUCUGUAGCACAACAAGCAGUGAGAGAGGCUGCAGCUAUGUUCAAACCAGCAGUUACCACUAAAAAGGUAAAGACUGAAGCUGAGGAAGCAAAGGAAAAAGAAGAAAGAAGAAAAAGGGCAGAGGAAAAGAGAUUGAGAAUGCCGUAUAUUGUCCCUGCACCUCGUCUUUAUGGUCCUACUGCUCUUGAGGAAGACAUGGAGAUCAAGCACUUUAAACCAUUAUCUGACAUGAAGUGGUACAAGAAAUUACGAGAUCAAUAUGAGUUCCCUGAGCCAAUGGAAAAGAUUCCUCAGAAAAGACUUAAGCGUAUUCGACUAUCAAGGUGGGAACAAUUUUAUGAAGUGCCCUUGCCAAGGGUUAAAGACCAAUACAAGCCAAAAUGGCACAUAACUCUUUCACAAGAUGACUUGGAAACUGUAAGACCGGCAAGACGGCGAACACCUUCUCCAGAAAUGGAAGCUUACUACAGAAUAAGAAGGCGCUCACUUGGUGAUCUUUCUGAUGAGGAAUUGCUUCUUCCUGUUAGAGAAUACCUGUCAAUGAAGAGUACUGAGGAAGAAAGACUUAAACUUGAAGAGGAACUUAGAUUAGGCUACUCUGCUUCACCACCAAGUCUAAGUCCUGUACGCUUUGAACUAUCUGCUUUGCGUCCUACAUCACCAAAGAGGACUGUAUAUGAUGUUGAAGAUGAAGAAGAAGGGGAAGUUCCUUCAUAUGACACUUAUCGCAUUCCCUCCAAGUAUGAAGCUGGCCCAAGCUACAUUGAUCUACGUCAGAGACAUGAUAAAGCAACAUAUAGACCUCCUAAACAAAAGCAAAGAAUGUAUGAAGAAAAGGAGGACCAAGAGCUCCUUAGACCAGUCACUACCACAACAAGGAUAACUUCUUACAAGAGUCGGCUGAAACACAUUGAGUUUGAGGAAAAAACAAGAAUCACAAGAAAAGAGAAAACAAAAGUUUCAGUACCUAUGGGAGAAACAUUUGACAUACAUGAUGUACCAAUUAGAUCAAUUUCACCUAGUUAUAGUAAGGUGACACAACCCAAGGCUGAUAAGUCUUCUACAGUGGAUGAGGACAAAAAAGCAACCAUCUUAUUUCCAAGCUCAGAGGAGAAACGUCCACACUCUAUAAGCCUAGUGUCAAGUGAGAAAGUAGUGUCUACACAAGACCUAUCCAUAAAGGUUGACUACAUGCAACGUUAUGAAUCAAUGAAGAAAGCUCUGAAAACUGAGACGAAGUUUGAAACAGUGUCUCAGCAGCCCUUUAGUCUUGACCAUACACCAAGGGUGACUGUAAGAAUGCGCUCUCACCGCGUUGCAGUUGGUCAAAAUACAAAAUUCACACUGAAUGUUCAGUCUAAACCAGAAGCAAAAAUCCAGUGGUAUCACAAUGGCCAGCCUAUUCAAGAAGGCAAUAAGUAUCGGAUGUAUAACAUGAGUGGGGUUCUUUCUCUCCAGAUCAUUGACUGCCAAGAACAGGAUAGUGGGACAUACCGUGUCACCUGCACAAAUGCAAAGGGAGAAGCCUCAGACUAUGCUACCUUAGAUGUUUCUGGAAGUGGAUUUUCUGCAUAUACAUCUCAGCGCAAAGAUGAAGAGCCUCCAACUCCUUUUAUACCUGAAAUGACAAGAACAGAUGUUUAUCAUGUGUCAUCAUCAAAGGCAACAUCUACCACCGAAGCACAUGUUAUAGAAGAAGUAACUGAAAUUAAAACAUCAGAUAUCAAAACAGAGGCAACAGAAACUGUUAUUCAUGAAGAGUAUGUAUCAUCUGAGGUAAAGCUUCAAACCACUGAAACUGUAAAAGUGGAGGAAGCUGCAGUCGAGAAAAAGAAACCAUCGCUUUCUGCCACAAUUCUAACUAAGCCACAGUCACUCACAGUUUCUGAGGGGGAGACAGCAAAAUUUACAUGUGAUGUAGAUGGUGAACCAGCACCAUCUAUAACUUGGUUAAGGAAGGGACAAGCUGUUGUAUCAUCUCACCGUCAUCAUGUAACAACGACAGAAUACAGGUCUACAUUUGAGAUAUCUCAAGUUGAAAUUUCAGAUGAAGGAAACUACACAUUGGUUGUGGAGAACUCUGAGGGUAAACAAGAAGCAGAAUUUACCCUGACUGUUCGCAAACCAACACCUGUGCAGAAAGUCGUUGCUUCUCCUCCAAGAGUGAAGUCUCCAGAGUCUCCUCGUCUGAAGUCACCUGCAGGGAUCAAAUCCCCACCAAGGAUCAAGUCACCCGAACCAAUUAGGUCACCACAAAGAGUCAAGUCACCAUUCACAGCAAAGUCACCAGUUCCAAAAGAAAAAACAACCAAGCCUAGCUUUUCAGCAGGACUGGAUGAUAUUAUUGCUUUGUCAGAUACAAUCAUCAAGCUGACAGUAAAAGUUGUCGGUGUGCCUAAACCAGUGAUUUCCUGGAUGAAAGAUGGGAAGAGUGUCUCAGAGGGUGGCAAAUAUGAAAUAUUUGAGGAAAGUGGUUCUGCACAUCUUGAAAUCUAUGAUGCUGAUACGUCUGAUAGUGGUGUUUAUGAAUGCACUGCAAAAAAUAGUGAUGGAUCAGUUACUAGUAGAUGCAAUGUAACUGUUAAAGAAUCAAGAGAAUCUACAGCAUUUGCUGUACAAACAAAAGCAGAACUAACAGAAGCUCUUGUCAGAAAGGAGAUAAUUCAUGAGGAAGUCCAGUCCUUGUCAGAAAUGAAAGCUUCGCAAACACAAAUAAAAAUGACUGAAGGCCAGUCUGUCACACUGAAAGCAAAUAUCCCUGGGGCUUCUGAUGUAAAAUGGAUUCUGAAUGGAAUGGAAAUGAUCAAUUCAGAGCAAUAUAGAUAUGGUAUUUCUGGAAAUUACCACACUUUGACCAUUAAGAGUGUAAGUUCCCAUGAUAGAGGAAUUGUCACAUGUGAGGCAAAAACUGAACAUGGAAUGGUCAAGUGCCAGUUUGGCACAACAGUCAGUGAAAAAUUAUCUGAUGCACCAAGCUUCCUUGUGCAACCGCGCUCCCAGAACGUAAAUGAAGGACAGGAUGUCAUAUUUUCCUGUGAAGUAAGGGGUGAGCCUACUCCUGAAAUUGAAUGGCUAAAGGACAACGAAGUGUUAUCCAUUGCAUCAAAUAUGAAACUGAGCCGCUCUAAGAAUGUAUACAAACUUGAGAUUCAGAAUACCACUGUUGAGGACAGCGGCAAAUACACAGUGAAGGCCAAAAAUCAAUUUGGACAGUGUUCGGCAACAGCAUCUCUCAAUGUUCUUGCUCUGGUUGAAGAACCUGUCAAAAUGAUUGUACUGAAGAAAAGCUCAGAUGCUACAAGCAUACAAAGUAGCAGCUCUGCCUUGCACGUGGCUUCAACCAUACAGGAAACAACAAGCAGCAGCUCCAGCAUGGCUCAGAUAAAAUUUCAAAGCAUGUCAGCAACUAGCAUGACUUCAAUGAAAUCUGAAUCAAUGGUAGCCAUGGGUUCAUGCAGCAUGAUGGAAAUGUCUAGCCAUGCACAUGUUGCGGGGUCCUCCCUCAGUUCCAUUUCAUACAAGCGCAAAGGUAUACCACCUAAAAUUGAAGCUGCCCCUGAGGAUAUUAGCAUAGAGUCCGGAAAGGUUUUGACUGUGGCCUGUGCUUUCACUGGAGACCCAGUUCCAAAUGUUGAGUGGUCUCGUUCAGGGAGGAUACUGUCCAGUAAAGAGAGUGAAAGGCUCCAGAUUGAGACCACUGAGGACACUACGACACUCAGAAUUUGUGGCAUAAAAGAAAAUGAGGCUGGAGCGUACACCCUCAAACUUUCAAAUGAGCUUGGCUCUGAUACUGCUAUCGUCAAUGUCAGCAUUCGAUCUAUGUGAAAAAAAAAAAAUAAUCCAGUCCAUACCCAUUUUCCUUUCUUCAAUAUAUUUUAUUUAUUGAAUGAGUAAGAAAAAAUACUGUUCUAGAUAAAGACCUGGAUCUCUGUUCUGUAAAUAUGAACUAUUUUUAUACCAAACUUGACAUUAAGUUAUGCCAAACUAGACUAAAGUCUAAAGUUGUUAUAAAAUGUGCCAUAUUGGGUAAUUAUGACUUUUUGAACCAUUUUUCUGUGACAUGUACAUAAUGUAUAUAGCCGAAUUUAACGGUUAUGGAAAAUGUAUGAAUUGUUAUUUAUGACAAUAACUUAAACAAAUGGAAUGAAAUGUUUAACAGGAGAAAGUUUCUCGUGGAACGAAUACCCUGUGAAACCUGAAACAAAAUUAUGUGCCUCAACAAUACGUUGAAGUCUUAAGAUUGCCUCAACAGGUAGAGAGGCUCCCUGUUGAAGUUCUACUAAAUCAAAGGGACAAAGCUAUGCACUGUACAUCUGUGCACAUAGUAUUGCAGUAUUCAAAUGAAUUUAUAACUUGACCAUAAGACCUUGAAUGCUGUUUGUGUCUCACCCUCACAUAAGCAGCAUGACUAGGUCUUGUGUUCAGACUGACUAUAUCAUAUCACCAUUUUAAUGACAUGCUCAAAGUGCGAGCGGCCUGCACAAUGAGCUGAUGAUGAUAUGCGCUCAUGUUCUGCCAAAGGACUGUUUGAAUUUGAUAUAAUAAAAGCAACAUCACCUGGCCAUUAAUUUACUUAUCAAUUCAGAUACUCCUUUGCAGAAUAUAUGCCACCUCUUGGAGGAAAGCUAGGUUAUAUUGUGUGUUUUUGUGUUAGUGUGUGUUAGUGUUAGGAUCUCACUUUGCCAGGGUAAUCAUCAAGCAGUGUACCACAGUAAAGACAUCUGCUGUGCAUAGAAAACUACAUACAAAAAUACAUGAAUGCUAUACCCUGCACUUUGAUUCAAUAGCAAUUCAUAUAUGUAGAAUUACCUAUAUAUUCUGCCUCCUUGAGUUUUAUGAAUUUUUGAUUUAAUAAAGCAUGAUUUCAGCACCAUA
Molecule: messenger RNA, 82873 nt
Organism: Hemibagrus wyckioides
Lineage: Eukaryota; Metazoa; Chordata; Actinopteri; Siluriformes; Bagridae
Gene: ttn.1
Product: titin, tandem duplicate 1
Exons: 211
Coding region: 221-81823 (27200 amino acids)
Biological process (GO): protein phosphorylation
Molecular function (GO): protein kinase activity; protein binding; ATP binding
Source: RefSeq, a predicted model, not a curated record